Molecule: messenger RNA, 47324 nt
Organism: Podarcis lilfordi (Lilford's wall lizard)
Lineage: Eukaryota; Metazoa; Chordata; Lepidosauria; Squamata; Lacertidae
Source: the annotation of a GenBank genome assembly
GUGCCGGCUGGAGACGUCAGCUUGCAGCUUCCCUCUCCGCCCUCCCCCUUUGCCAUUGCUGCAUCGUCCUCCCCGCCUCCUUGCCAGGGAGGGAAGCAGCAGCAGCAGCAGCGUCGGCGAGCGAGCGAGCGAGUGUGCGCGUUGGGGGCGCGCGCGGCGGCUUAUUCCCCUCGCUGUGUGCAACAGCCUCCGGUGGGUGCUGCCGCCUCUCGCCCGGUGCCACCUCCCUCCGCCCUAGAACCGGAGCCGCCGCCGCCGCCACCUCCCUCCCCCGCGCUUAUUUCCCUUCCCUUCCCAGGCUCCUCUAAGCAAGGAGCUCUUACCCAACCAGCCGCGGGUGCGUCCCUGGCGUGUGUGCAUUCUUCUCCUUCCCUCCGCCUCCAAAUCGCAACCUUAUAUAAAUAUAUAUAUAUCUCUCAUAUAUAAUAUAUAUAUAUAUAUAUAUUGCUGUUCCCUCUCCAACCCUGCUUGGUGCCUCCACCGCCGAGGAGGAGGAGCGGCAGCAGCGGCAACAACAUGGCGAAAACCGAGCAGGUCCUGAGUCUGGAACCGCAGCACGAGCUGAAAUUCAAAGGUAAGGAGGGCGCGGGGAGGGGGCGGCCGCCCAUGCAGCAGCCAUGCGACGCUUCCUCGCCUUCCCCUUUCCUCCCCCCGCCGGUUUCUUUCCCCCAUUUUAUUACUGUUAUUCCUUUUCUGAAACGGAAAGGCAAGGUGGCUCCUCCGGCGGCGCGCUCUGCUGCAGCCGCUUUGCCAGAAAGGGCUCAGCUCCAGCGGCAGCCAUUUUCCGGGGGCCGCCGGGGUUGGGCAGCAGCAGCAGCGGCGGCCGCGCUCAGCUCGCAGGGCUUGCUGAAAUGUCCUUCGUGGUCGAGGAAGGGACCCGCGCGCGGCGGGCGCGCCUUCGCCUCCCCGGGGUCCCCAGGGCGCAGGCAUCGCCCGGCUGCUGCUGCUGCGCAAUCCUCCCUCGCUCGGGGCGCUGGGGAUGCGAAGGGAGCCCUCGAAGCGUUUCUCUCCUUCGGGUGCAAAAGAAGGCGGAGAGAGGGGUGUUUUUCUUGUUGCAUUUGCGCUUUCCCCCUGUGCUCGGGCCUGCUCGGGCCCUGGUGCUGCUCCUCCGCUUCGAUCCCUGGAUGCCCGGGGAAGAAAAACCUUGCCAGGCGCAGCAGCCUUUCAGAAGCGGGAGCAGCCAAGAGGGAUCAGAAUGGGCUAUAUUUCCCCAGUUUUAAGCCUGUAGAUGCUCCGCGGUGCAAUGGGGGAGCAUCUCUCGAUCCUUGGUUUGGGCGGGGGCCUACGAAUCCCUCGUUGACGGCGGCAAUGACGGGGCUGAUCUGCGUUUGCAGAAUGGCACAGAAUACCCGUCUCGGGAAACUUGACAAGGCUCCCCGAUUCUUACGAAAAACAAACAUUUGCAAACUUGUCAAUGCAAUUACGGUUGUUGCACAAUCGCGCGCUGGUGGGGGUCGGGACAGUGAGGUCGUCUCCCCAGGGAAGCGUGUGCUGUGGAUGUGAAGAAGCACAGCAGCAACAAAUAACGCUUCAUGACGUGUCACACUUGUAAGGGAGCUGGGUAGCGCUGGGUGCGUUGAUCGGCCUGAUCCCAAUUAUGUUCACUCGGAAAUAAGUCCCAUUGAGUUCAGUAGGAGUCAGGCAAGCAUGCCUAACAUUUGCAACAGAUUAAAGGUUUAGGGCGCAAUCCUGUGCAUGCUUACUCAGAAGCCCCACUGUGGCCAGUGAGUGCCAGGUGAGUCUGCGUGGGCAUCUGUUGUCAAUUGAUGGUAGCUGAAUGACAAUUGGAAUUUUUAUCUUGCUGGGGUUGAGUCACAUUGCUUUUAACUGCCUGCGGCAACCUUACAGCUGCCUGAAAGUGUGGAACGGGUUUCGCUUUGUGUGGCAAUAAAUUCUAAGACCUUUGGCCCAGUGUGUAACAGUAAACGGCUGACUCCUCCUUUCCCCCCUUUUGCAUGUUAAGAUAAAAAAUCUGCUGUUUUUGGAAUCCUAACUAAAGAGAGGCCUUUUAAUACGUGCCUCUGAUUCAGGGUGUUAUACCGGGUUUAUACUUUAGAAAUCAAACACUGAUGUUUUCAUGGACAGGGCUGCUGGUAAUACAAUACGGUGAGAUUACACAGCAGCAACCAGCAGACUUAUUUAUAAAGUGGAUCAGAAACGUUUCUGCUUGCAGUGGUGUUGCUCCUGUUCCCAGACUCCACCUUUACUUAGGAGUAAGUCCUAAAUAAGUGCAUGCAUGCUUAUUUGGGACUAAGUCCAACUGAAUUCAGUUGAACUUCUGAGCAAACGUACAUACAUGAUGUUGCAGUUAGACGUGUAUUUGGAAAUAGGUCGAAUUGUUUUGUCUAAUUGCCUCAUGCACAUACUUGGUCUCCUUGCAGGAAAAGAGUUGUCACUUUACUGAACGCUGCAGUUCAGUUAUAAACAUGUGGAUGAAACAUCAACCGUACAUAUGCAUGUGAGACAGCAGCCAUUAUAAUAUGUAUCUGAGGAAUAUGAAAAUGCUGGUUUAAUUGUGGAGGCAAGUCCAGACUCAAUCCUGCUUCAUUAAACAUGGCAUGUCCAUAUAGGCACACUUGUGUGCGCACAGAACUAAUGAAUAUGUGAUGGAACUGUUGGUGUAAGGUGAGAUUAAAAAUAAACACACACUGAACUUGGAGAUACCAUCUUUCUAUGACUCAUUAGGCACUCAAUUGAAGUAAAUAAGGAUCAGACCCUGAAGGCUAUAGAUCGGUGCUAGCAUACCCAAUAAUUCUGGGUUAGAGCUUAAUUUGUUCAUGAUCUCAUGGCCGUCUCUAGUAAGACAACCACCCUAAAUGAUGAUUAAGGCCGGUUUGAGUUGAGUGAAACUGGCAAAUGAACUCCAAUCCCAUGCUGUAUCCGCCCUUUUUAUUUUUACUUUGACCUUGGCAAGAGAAAUAAAAUUUCCUGGGAUAUUAAAAAACUGGAUUUUUUGUGUUGUUUCUGGCACAUUUAUUUUCUACUAUAGAUAUUUGCCCUGUUUGUCCUAUGUAACUAUAGAUGGGCAGUUGAUAGCAUCUGCCAUGUAUUAGUGCUGAGGAGCGAUGCAGCAGAAAUAAAGUGCAGCAGCCCCUAUACUCAAAUUGCUUCUUAUAUAGAGAGAUAGGCUUUCCCUAAGUUCUUAGCCCGCUUACUCUAAAGUAAUCCCAUUACUCUGCUGUUAAUCAAGUAAUGGACUGUGACUUUUAUCUGUGCAGAUAUGCUGUAGAGAGGAAUUCAUACUUCGCUGACACUGUGUACAGUCAUAGUGCCUUCUCAUGUAUUGACAGUACGUUUUUUCUAAUUUAGUUUAAGGCCUUGUUUUUAACUUUGGGUGGUAUAAAAAUGAAAUAGGUGAGACCUCAUACACUUCCAUAAUAUGUAAGCUGUGUUCUCUGCUGGAAAUAAACUGCUGUUUACUGGGGGUAAAAAAGAGUAAGCAAAAACAUGUCGUUACUGCAAGCAAAAGCACUCAACUCUGUAAUAUAGAAGAAGAAGUGAACAUUAUUACGCCAUGCAUAUUUGUUUAGAUUUGCACCCACACAUUCAAUUUUAAAAGGAUGGAUUUAAUCUGGCUUCUCUAAAUAAGAAUGCUUAGGAUUGCUGCAUAUCUUUGAGGCAGAUGUCACCAGUGCUUCAGCAGGUACUUCUGUCCUAAUUACAAAACAGUGCAGUAAAUAAAUAAUAAGAGGAGAAAAAGGGCUUGAGACUCCAAGGGAAUGAGAGCUGGAAAAGUGAUUCAGGUUUCCUAGGUGGCAUCGCUAAAUAUAUAGGUGCUUGGGCAGCCAACAUGUCUUUACUCAAGUCUUGCUCGGGCAGGAAUUAAGAAUGCAGUAGACAGAAUUAGGGUGCUCUGGGAGCUGUGAAGAAGCUUCUUACAGGGAGGAGAGUUUGCUAGAGCAUAUUACAUUUUGCAUGCAUGUUCAAUAUUUGUCAUCUUCAGGGAGAAACUUCUGCCUGAAACCCUGGGGAUCUCCCAGUCAUUGUAGACAGUACUAAACUUGAUGGACUGGUGGCCUGAUUCAGUAUAAGGAAGCCCCUUCUGUUCCUUCUCCUACAGGUUUGUAGACAGUCCCUGUUUUCCUCUUCGUAGCUGUAAGGUCAGAAGAAGUUGUGUUUUCAGAAUCUCUUGGGGAGGCACUGGGUUCUGCAUUGCAAGAUGUUUUCUGAAUGGCAGUGCAGUUAUUGAUGGACUCCAUAAAGUUUAAUUCAUAAUCUGCUUAAUACACACAUAUAAAAACCCUCUUCAGUGAUUGGCAUAAAAUAUAAUUAAAAUUCAUAUAAUUGCAAUAAUCAAAUAAAACUUUUUAAAAAACCUGUAGGCCAUAGACAAAAAGUGAACAGUGCACGAAAAGAAAAAAGUCCUAUGAGUUAGGAAUCAGAAGCCAUGAAAGCUUGGGAUAAACUUAAGUGUCUUUAAGAAGCAUUUAGAGCUGGCUACUGACUCUGUUCACUUCUUGACUCACACAAGUGAGGGCAUUCCAAAGUCUAGGUGCCACCACAGAGAAUAUGGCCCUGUGCUUUCACCAAACAGCCUGCUGCAAACUUGUCUGCUUAUGCCUGCAGAGAGAAAAGCACAGCAAGUACCAUUGGAAGCCCUUGAACACACUUGCGGUUCUGGUUAAUAUACAUUAGAAGUGAGCCGGAAGAGAAAACAAAUAUUGCCGUGGAGACUAGCAGUUACGUUAACGUAAGCAGGGUGAUUCUCUCUGAUGGUUCAAGUUGCUAGUUCCUUGGAUAAGUACAGAGACCUGUGAAUAGGGUUGCUAAGCAGUUCCUUCUGCUUGUCCUGUUCCUGUGCUUUUUAGUAGCUCACAUGCAGAAGUUGAAACAGGGGAAAGGUCUUCCAAACAUGGAGGUAAAGUGAACAGCUGUGUCUAGUUCAAGGCUGAGUGACGUGUGGCCUUCCAGAUGCAGUUGGACCACGUCUCCUAUCCUUGACAAGGCAGCAUAGGCUUGCACAUAGCUGUUUGCGUGCCAACCUUUGGCAAUGAAUAAUUGCUGCUGGAUGAUAAUGUCACAGAAUAUUUUGUAAAUUGAAAGAUAAUUUUCUUCCACCCUGUUGAUAGGCAGCUGGUACGCAACCAUUGUCAGCAGGUUGUAGAACAGCUGUUAGCUCUUAUUGGAAAUGAUUGCAGGCUGGUAUUUCCAUAGGUGGUGGUGAGGCUGUGAUUUUCCUGUUUGGGCAGACAGGAGUGGUUAUUACUUUGAGAACACCUGCGUUCCGGUUGUAUGACUGAAGAUUCCUGCCUCUUCUUUUCCUGGGUUGUAGGAGACAUUGUAUUCCAGGUGUGGCAUGGAGCCUCAUCCUUAGUUGUACAUCCCCAAACUUCUUGUGUUACCUUUGCUUAAUAUGCAGUGUUCCUCAUCAAAGAAUAACGCACCAUGUAGCAGUUCCAGGUUUACUAGGCUCUCAUUCAUCCUGAAAAACGGAGGAGGCAGGCUCUCCUGAGACAUGUGCUCUUUAUUGAAAAUGGUCCUGUUCUACCAUGGUACGAUGAGCUAUUUGCUGAAAGUUCCGUAAGUUCAGUGGGAGCACACUAACUUAUUUCAAUUGCACAUGACUGACUGAAACCUGCAUGAUGGGAGGAGAGAGAGGAGAAAAUUGGCACAGCCUUUGAUCUUUUGGCAUAACCUCUUCAUCUUUCCUCCAAGUGGGUUUUCCCAAGUGGGUUUUUACUAGAAUUGGAAAAAGCUUGGAUUAUGCAAUUGUUUGCUAUUUUUAUUAGGACAGUUUAUCAUAUGGCUGCUAUUUCUCUUUGCUCCCUUCCGUUGAAAUCACUGGCUAAAUGUCUUUCUGCUUAAUCAAGAGCAAGCAUUAAGCUGUCGGAUACCAAGAUCUAAAGUUUAUUCCAUGCACGCAGUGAAGAUGGAAGAAUGUUAACUAGAAAAAACCCGGGAGAUGAUUCAGCAGGGAUUGGAGCUUCUUUCUGCUAAUUCUGAUGUGCAACUAUCAGAACAGCACAAGAUCCUCUUCCUGUUCUUGUAGAUGAAACAUGCCCCAAAUGGAAUUAGAUAGGCAAUAAACAAAGAUCUGUGGUGAAGCUAUUUUAACCAAUUUUCUUUCCUGUUCAUAAACAGGUUAGGACAGUGGUUCUCAUGGGUUGUGACAGGAGAUGAUGGGAAGUGUAGCAGGAAGAUUCAAUAAACAUUUAUAAACAUGUGGUAUAGUAUAGUAUCAAAAUAUUUUUUUUAUUUGGAUAUGGAUGGCUACCUUUUCGAAACCAAGCACUGCUGGGAGUUGUUUAUUUUUGUUUUCCAAUCUUACGUUUUCCAAUCUUAUCAAUAAAAACAUUCGGUGUGGCUGGAGCAAAUCUUUAUUCUGAAAGUGUGGCCCAUAGAGUUAGAUCAUUGGUCCAUUUAGCUCAGCCUUGUUGCACUGUUUGGGCAGGAUCUUUCCACGGUUUCAGAAUGAGGGCUGUCUCAGCUGUACCUGGAACUGCUGUGGGUGGUACCUGAGGUUUUCUGCAUGCUGAACAUGAAUUUUCCAUUGCUUGCCAUCACUACUUCCUUUGAAAUGCAUCCUUUGUGCAGCUUUAGGUCAGAUUUGCUUUUUGCUUUUCAUUUAAUGGCACGAUCUUUUUCUAUAGCUAGCUUAAGAGAGACAUUCCGGUGGGUUGUGGCUAUAGAAGACUUAAAUUUCUAGGGGUUCUACAGUUGGCGGUGUCAAUACUUGUGGAACACAAAUACCUGUUUUGAGUGGAAUAUCCACUGUCUGGAGAUUUAGCUCAUUGCCUUCAAAAAAAGGGGGGGACUUUAAACAUUCAACCUGGGAUUUUAUAUAUAUAUAUCUUGCCAACAGCCUUUUCUUUCCCAGAUCAAGCAUGGUGUUUCAGAAAUAGCUUGAGGCUUAGCAGUGCUCCUUCCAAGCUAUCGCUUGUCAUUGAAUGUAGAACUGAAACGAGUUCUAAAAUUUUCUGCUUAGCAGAGAAAGUGAGCAUGGCUCUUUCCACCUCCCAUCAGUUUCACAAAGCAAAAAUGUCUACACUAGGGUUUCCCAAACUUGGGUCUCAAGUUGCUUUUGGACUACAAUUCCAAUCAUCCCUGACCACUGGUUCUGCUAGCUAGUGAUGAUGGGAGUUUUAGUCCAAAAAACAGCUGGAGACCCUCCUUGACUAAACUUUCCUGGGUGAACGAAAAUAAGCAGAGUCUUGAGUGUUGCAUUUUUAGCAGGGUCGUCUAAUCAGUAGUAUUGGUUGGGUUUUUUAAUCCUUCCCCCUGAUGUUAAAGGUAAACCAACCAUUGAUGAUGAGUUGGCGGGGGCGGGGGGGAAUCCUGCACAAAGGAUAAAUGGGUGUACUAUUCCUUCCACUUUAUACCUUGAGGAAUAUCAAGUAGCAAAGCUUCUCCUGCUUCCUAACACUUAAGGCCAGAGAUUGCAUAUUGGAACGCUCCUCCUGUGAAUGUUGUAAGACUGGGUCAUCCUAUGCUUCUCCCUGGCAUACCUGUGUUUAGGGAGUUUUUCGAUGGGGAGGGCAGAGCAUUCGAAAUUCCUCCCUCACCCACAGCUCAAAGCAUUACAGCCCCAGAAAAGCUAUACCGUUUGAUUCUCCAGAAUGUAUAAAAUGGCCCUCAGUCUGCUGGGUGUCAGGAUAUGUAGCAAUUUAACUAUAGAUUAAGAGUAGUAUUUGGCUACACCCAGAAAUUAGUUAAAGAUUAAGGGUAGUUUCUGACUAAGUCAGAUUGAGUAAGCCCAUUGAGCUCAGUGAAGUUAGUUGGAGCUCUCAUGAGUCAAUUGAUUUAAUGGGCUCUACUUUACUCACAGGGGAUGCGGGUGGCGCUGUGGGUUAGCCCACAGAGCCUAGGACUUGCCGAUCAGAAGGUCAGCGGUUCGAAUCCCCGCGACAGGGUGAGCUCCUGUUGCUCAGUCCCCGCUCCUGCCAACCUAGCAGUUCGAAAGCACGUCAAAGUGCAAGUAGAUAAAUAGGUAUCACCCCGGCGGGAAGGUAAACGGUGUUUCCAUGCGCUGCUCUGGUUUGCCAGAAGCGGCUUAGGCUGGCCACAUGACCCAGAAGCUGUAUGCCGGCUCCCUCUGCCAAUAAAGUGAGAAGAGCGCCGCAACCCCAGAGUCGGUCACGACUGGACCUAAUGGUCAGGGGUCCCUUUACCUUUUUACUUUACUCUUAACACCCAGAUUUCAUCAGCAGCCUUUAAGGAAGGUUGUAACUCUGGUCAUGGAACAUGGGCAUGGUGCUUUACAAAGAAUGAGAGCUCUGAGUCCCUGCCCCAAGGGGCUAGCAAUCUAGAUUAGAGCAAGGUGGUGCUCUGCUGGUGUUCUUGGACUAUGGCCUUGCUGGCUAGGACUAAUGAAAGUCACAGUCCAACAUCCUCUGCAUUGCCCCACCAUGGCCGCCUCUGAUCUAGAAAUUGACAUAACGCAGAUAACAGAAAGGGGACAGAAUUGCAGCCAAGGGUAAAAGGAGACUAGUACAUUAUUAUUUCAGGUACACUUGCUGCUUUAACGACAACAUCCGUUUAGCAUGGCCAUGUGAUUCUGGAGUUGGCAGAGGCUCAUGGGCCUUGUAGUCCAGAGCACUUAGGUUGCAGUAGGGUAUUUCAGUUGCAGAAUUCAGAAAAUUGCAGUGUUCCGAAGAGGCCAUUCUCUUUGAUAAACUUAAUUUUUAGGAGGUCUUCUUGAUGUGAUUGCAUUUUAGUAAAUAUGGUAGAGAGUGCAUUAUUGCAAAAAAGAUUUUAUAAAAGUCUAACGGAGUAAAACUUGCAGAAAAUACAAGUGAAGCAGCUAGCUCUGAUUUGUCAUACAAAAUUGUAAACGAAUAUGUAGUAUUUGUGGCCGGGGCAACCCAGCCAGAUGGGCAGGGUAUAAAUAAUGAAAUUAUUAGCAUUAGUAUCUGGGUUUCAGAGGUGCUGGAAGAAAUUCCCUUUAGGUUAGAUCUACUGUUCUUCUCUUAAAAUGAUUUGAUUAAUCAUUUACAUCAGUAUGCCAAAAAGGCUUUUGUGAAAGUUUUGGUUUAUUAUUUUUUAAGUAAGCAUCCAUAACUAUUUCUUGGGGGAAUGGGGUUUAUCAGAAUCUAAUGCACAACCCUAUUUUAGGUGUGCUUAGGGCAGCAGCCAGGGUGCAGUUUCUGGUUUGACCUAUGGCAUGACUGCAGAAUCGAACCUUUUGAGAUGCCUUUGAUUUUGACCACAAAGAAAUACAGCCACGUGAAAGUUUUACAGCCUCCUUUGUAGAUAAUUUAGAUUCAUGAGACUGGGGACUUGUUAAGAGUUGGUUGGCUUCUAACAUAAAAUUGCAUGGCCAUUUAUUUGUAUUUUAUUUGUUUAUAAAAUAUUUAUAUAGCCCCCAUCUCAUAUAUUUUUUAUCAUGUCACCUUCAGCUUUGCAUCUAUUGAUCUGAAUUUGGGCAGGUCUAAUCUACCCAGGCUCGUUUGUCACUUGGGUUUCACAUCUUUUGUUGCCAGGUGUGUUAAAUGGUCACCAGCAGGAGAUGCAGUACAAACGUUACAUUAUACUCUGUAGCUUCUUCCCAAGCUAGGGUCUUUCUGAUAAUAGCGUGCAAGCAUUUUAUGGGUGUUUAUCCCCAAUUUUCUGUUUGCGUGCUUCAGAAUUUGCCUGCAUAUUACUGUGGUUGGGGCCACCCCCAAAUCUGCCAGACCCAGAGAGUACUGUUUGGAUGGGUGGUUGGUUGGUUGGUUGGUUGGUUGGUUGGUUGGAUAGAUAUAACAUAAUUGAAGAAGCAGAGUGUGUUCACAGACACGUCCAACAUGGCUUGGCAACAUCAAACAAUAGUCUAAUGUUAAAGCUGCAAUGCUCUGGGGAUGGGAGUGUUCAGCAUUUUCCUUGUCCCUCUCUUUGGGUUGUGAUCUGCUUACUUGACCAUUUUAAAUUGGGGUAGUUUUUUGCACUGAAUGAAAGCAGGAAAGGACCGAGAAGUCACCCCACCCAUGGAGUGUGAAUGUCUAUAGAGUCUGUGUGUGGGAUUCUUUGGCAAAGGAAAAUCAGUAAUUGGUUUUUGUCAGUUUUGGGGUGAGUAAUGCUAUUUGAAUUGAUUCUGUCUGUGGCUGCGGGCAGGCUGUUGGGUGUGGGGCAGACACCAGAUUUGUGCAACCCAAAUAAUGGCUCUGGGGGUAGGCCAGCGUGCAAACUGGUGAGAGAUGGGCUGGAAUCCGUAACUAGCUGUGCUCCAUGAACCAUGCACUGGAGUGAGGACAUUAGAAUUAUUAGAGGUUCAGGAUUUUAACAGCCCAGCUUAGUUGGGUGCAGAGGGGGUCAUGUUUUUGUUGCUGUUGGUAAACAGUUGGGAAUUAGAAACCCCAUGUCUGUCUCCUGCAAACCAUCCAGCAAUCUGUCAGUACAGCAUCCUGUAGAAUUCUAUCAGUUAUAUUUUAUCUGCACAAUCAGAAUGAAUUUCUGGAACAAAAUUGCUUUUUCUGUGCAGCCUGAGAACAGGAGCAGUCACCGUUAAGGAAAAGAGGUUGGAAUAGGCCAAUAUAUAUAUGGACUGUCCCUGGAUCAAGUGACUUUUCUUCUUUAAGUUCUCAAAGUUCUUAACUUAGCUCAAAGUUGUCAUCUGAACUAUCCAGAUGUUUAAGUGAGAAUCAAUCACAGUCAGUCCAUCAUUUGAAAAAUAAGACUUUAGAGCCUUCUUGCCCCAAAAUGGCAGCUAGACAUUCUGAUUUGGUGACUGCAACCUUGGUUUUAGGAGCCAUUUGGUGCCUAGGUUAGAUAUCUGAGUUUCUAACACUGCUUUUGCCCACCAUGGAUCCACAUCUUUGGGUAAAAUGUCUAAAUACCCAGUGAGUGUGGUUCAUUUCCUCUGGAAUCAUCCUGUUGACUUUAGUGGUGGUGUUCCAAAACAAACAGUUCUGAAUACUGCAACAUCACUUGCUUCUCAUUUAAUUUGGCCAGGUCUAAUACAAAGGUUUUGCGUAGAACGUGCUAGAACAGUCUUUGAGUGCCAAAUGCAAUGCCAGAAGCUUGUCUUCUACUGAGGCAAUACAGAAAAAGUUGCAGUUUGUUCUCUCACCAACUGCUUCUUCCUACCUGAGAGUGACAAGAAACCUUCUGUUGCUUACCAUGAAUAUUCAAAAUCAAAUAUAUAUUGUCAGAUAAUGGGAUUGUCACAGAAAUGACAAAACGUUGAAGACAUUUUUUGUCCAUUAGCUUAACGUUUUUUAAAAGGCACAAUUGUCUGCGUUGGGGAAUUGCAGCUGUGUCAUCCUUCAGAAAUUAGAUUGUGUAGCAGAAUCUUAAGAUUGGAUUCAGACAACAGGUACCGUAUUUUUCGCCCUAUAGGACGCACCGUCCCAUAAGGCGCACCUAGUUUUUUCUGGGGGAAAUAAAGGGAAACAAAUUUAUUUCCCCCCCAGGUGCGGGGCUGGGGCAGGGGAAGCCCGAGCUUCCCCCAGCCCCCAGAACAGGCAACUCUCCACAAGCCGCGGGAGCCCAGCGCCGGGCUCCCGCGCUUUGUGGAGAGCUGCGCGAAGUCUGGGCGCACUGAGCUCAGCACGCCCAGGCUUCAGCAUGCAGGCAACUGUCUGCAAGCCGUGGGAGCCCAGCGCGGGCUCCCAGGGCUUGCGGAGAGCUACGCGAAGCCUGGAGAGCGAGAGGGGUCGGUGCGCACCAACCCCUCUCGCUCUCCAGGCUUCAGCGAAAGCCUGCAUUCGCCCCAUAGGACGCACACACAUUUCCCCUUCAUUCUUGGAGGGGGAAAAGUGCGUCCUAUAGGGCGAAAAAUACGGUAUGUCAUACGGCUGAUAAGUUCUGCUCAGUUGACAGAAUCCUUACUGUGUAUGUGAUGCACUCUCUGGUAGUCACAUCAAGUAUUUCUUUUGUGCUAUCACUUUGAGCCUCCUGUUUUUUCCCUCGAACCCAUGCGGUUUCUGCAACAAGAAUUUGCUGGAGGACUCUAGUGCCCCUGCCAUAAAUUAGACUUCGUUUUAAACUUCUUGGAAACAAUUACACACUUAACAGCAUGUUCCUGGUUGCAGUUUCAUUUUAUUAUGGGGAAGGCGGGAAAGCUGAAAUUUGAAUACCAUAAAAACACUCUUCAUAAUUUCCAGUUUCUGCAGGGCUUGAAAGCCUGAGUAGGCCAGCUUUCUGUGCUCAGAGGAUGUUUAUAGCAACAUCUUAAAUGCUUUUCAAAGAGGUGUUUAUGGUAGAAACAGCAAUGUAGUUGUAGGUAGUUCUCCAGCUUUGUGGAAGGAAGAAGCUAGCGCCUAAUUCUUGUGAUUACUUGUGGAUAGGCUUGAAAGCGUUCGGGGCAACAGGUAGUGUGGCAGCUUAGAAGCAUGCAGUGGGAUGAAAUAACAUUUCUAGUUACUGGAGGGAGGGCUUGAGUGCCUCAUUUAUAAAAUCUCAUUGGCCUGGUGAAUACAUAAAUUCUGCUUCAGCUGAAUGUAUGAAGAUGUAGAAAGUUGCAGAAUCAGGCUCUUAACAGUACAGUGGUACCUUGGUUUACAAACAGUAUGGUUUGCAUAUGUUUUGGAUUACAACCCACCCCCCUCUCCUUCUUCUUUUUGGUUACGAACAAUUUUUUUUCCUGGAGGCCCCAUUGGCGAAAGCGCACCUUGGGUUACAACCUGUUUUGGUUUACAAACAGACCUCCGGAACGAAUUAAGGGUGUAAACCAAGGUACCACUGUAUAGGGCUUGUUUCUUUCCUUAUAAGAGAGUUCAGCCAUCUCUGUUUGCAUGUGCAGUCUCAAUUAUAUUUUAUGCACAACUCAAAUCUGCCUUCCAUAAGUAUCAUGUUGGAAUGUACACACCAACAUCCUGUUUGCAAAAGUGUGUCAAACUUUCAAAGAGUACACAAACAGUUUCUUAAUUGUGAAGACAUAACUCUAUUUUAUUAAAAAUAUUCAUAAAAGAUAACAAGGUAGUUACAACAACAGCACAUAGAACCAUAAAAUUUUGAAACUAUAUAAACUUUUUUUGGAGAUAUAUGUUCUUAAUUGCCUGCAUAAACCUGACAUAAUGGAAAAGUUUUCAGGAGGAGUUUAAAAGCUGGAUUUUAAUUUGGUUGUUGGCCAACUUGGGGUCCAGUGUUGGGACAGGAAGGUAUAUACGUUAAUAGUAAUAUAUGACAAGCAAGCCUCAUGCACUCUUAAGAAGUGACAUCCUGGAUAUUAGACAGAGUUCCAACUUUGCAAGUCUCCCAGCAAUAAGCAACUAUAGCCUCAGUCAGGGUUUCCUAAAUCUGGGUCUCCAGCUGCUUUUGGACUACAAUUCCCACCAUCCCUGACCAUUGAUCCUGCUAGCUAGGGAUGAUGGGAGUUGUAGUCCAAAAAGAGCUGGAGACCCAAGUUUGGGAAACCCUGACCUAGGUUCUCCAACACAAAACUAGAUUGUGGGCCCUUCUCUGCCAUCUGCCCACCUUGUCUUGCAUGCUUGGCUAAUGAAGCCCCUCGUUCCAAAGGGGAGGAAGUAUCUUAAUGCAAGCCACCACCUUAGAUUUCACUAAUACGAAUUGCAGCUUGCCUGAAUACUUACAUUCAUGCAGAGGUGGUAGUUCCCCUUAAGGGGGAACGGUUGAAACUUGUAAACCUUCAUUCGGUUAAAGCUUCUAACGGUGCUACAACUAGCAGAAAAUCUCGGUGACAAUAUUGCUUGGUCCACUGCUGGGCAGCCAUUUUCUGGGCUGCAUAUCUGGUUGUGUUACCUUUUCACCGCCCGUUCUCAUGUCUUGGGGUGCCGUGAUUGGGUUGCUUGUGCCUCCCAUACCUUAAGCUGGCUGUCCAUGCCUUAGCGCAGGGAACCAUCUAACAAACACGCCCGCAUCAGCAGUAAAGUGUUGAGAAUGAGGAGAUUUCACCCCUCCCAUAUCCAAGAAUCUGCCGAUGAGUCUGGUGAUGUUCCAGAGAGGAGGGGCGGUGUUCUGCUCUCUACUUAUUCCGCUCCAGCCUAACAUCAGUCAGUCAGUCGGUGUGUCGGAGAGAGAGAGACUGAGUGUUAGAGAUUGUGUGUAUAGAUAAGGUUGCUGCUAAGAGCAGCUGCAGACACUCAGUGCAGUUCAGCAUUUUUGCUUAGACCUCAUUUAGCUCUGUACAUAGUUGUGUAUUAUAGUUGUAGAUAGAAUAAAAGAAGAUAUUCUACAGAGCUGCUCUCGAGUUGUUUAUGCUCUGUUGUACUCUGCUGUGCGACGACUGUCUUCUUGUUGGAGUGAAUCCGGUGCUCACAACUCUAAGCAGUGAGUCCACAGCACUUUGACCUGUUCCUGUGCAGAAGGUGGUCUCUGGAAGUGCUACCCAGCUCGCCUAGCCCAGUCGGGGCUGAAGUGAAUGAGUCCAGUCGGUGGCACUGGCUCAAGGGCGAUGCUGACAGAGAAUCCUCAAGCCCAAGUAGCAGUGCAAAGUCGUCUUUUGCAUUCUGAAAGUGCAGCUCAUAGGGGCUUAAUAAAAUUACCCGGAUGCCCGCCUGCAGUUGGCUCCUGUGUAGAUAAUGUUCAUAGAUCACAUUGAAGUCCUAGCUGGGAUGUCUCAUUCCAUACUGCAUGAUACGCUUAAUCUCGGGGUUCAUGGGUUUGAGCCCCAUGUUGGGCAAAAGAUCCCUGUAUGGAUGAAAACAGCCUUUCCUAGUUUCUGCCCAAGAUGGUACUGUCCUAUUUGCUAUCUCAGCUUUGUACUGGGAAUGGUCAAUGAGCAGUCAGAGAAGCCAGCAAACAGAAACCUCCUUUCUUCUGCUUUUCCUGCUUCUGCACAGGGCUGUCCUUUGAGUGCUUGUGCCAGAUAAAAGUUGUAAGCACAACCAGAACUGUUAAAAUCAUUGUACUGAACAAUGGGUCCCCCCCCCCUUGUUCAGACAGAAUAGCACAAUAUAUGCCUGUAACUGUCCUUCUGUUCUCUGCUUAUUCUCUUACCCCGAGCCUUGAAGUUGUUUCCUAUGUUCUCCACUCGUGUUGGAUUGUCACAGGUUCAAGUGUAAAUCUUGCAAACUUAAGAGGAAAAGCCUUGUUGGUUCCUAUGAAAACAAGGAACAUCAAAUCAUUUAAAGCACUGCUUUAUAGCCAGGGGGACAGGCCUUGCUAGUUUGCUCUGUUGCAUAGAAAAUAUUUGGGGAAUGGGCUUUGUCAGUCCUCCAUUCUUGGCACCCUUAAACUACAGUUCCCAGGGUUCAUUGGGGAAAGUCAUCUACAGUGGUACCUCAGGUUACACAUGCUUCAGGUUACAGACUCCGCUAACCCAGAAAUAUUACCUCGGGUUAAGAACUUUGCUUCAGGAUGAGAACAGGAAUCGUGCUCUGGCGGCAGUGGGAGGCCCCAUUAGCUAAAGUGGUGCUUCAGGUUAAGAACAGUUUCAGGUUAAGAACGGACCUCUGGAACUAAUUAAGUACCUAACCCGAGGUACCACUGUAUUUUAAAUGUAUGGUGUGCAUGCAGACUGAGUGUCUCCAAAGCCUUUUGUGACCACACCCCAUAUGCUGUCUGUGCAUGCAGGAGAACUCUGGGUGGGUUGAGUCUUCCCAGAAUGGUGACAAACACCCAUCAUUCUUCCCCCGCCUGCGAAUAAAUAAAUCAAUAAAUAAAAUGCAAUGAACAGAGAAGCAGACAAGUUUGGGUGAAAGGGUUGUGAAAUAAAUAAAAUAAAAAUCCUCAAAAUAAAAUAACUACAACUGUGCAAUGGGUUUAGAUCAGUCCAAGUGGUGCAGAUGGCUGUCUUGUUUUGCCAUGUUCUUCAGCACAUGACAUACUCCAAUGGUGGCCUCCGUCCUUUGUGUUUAAUGUAGGUCUCUGGUGUAAAAAGGUUGACGCUCCUUCUUUAGCAGAACGUGGGGAAAGGCUUGGAAGUUCCUCUAGGCCAGAGCUUUCCAAACUGCGUCACGACAAGUUAGCGUCUUGGCGUGUUGCACGAAUGCUCCCCGUGCUCCUCCCGGGGCUGGAAAGGGGUUAGUUUAACUUCCGGUCUGCUAGUAAAACUGAAUUACUGUGUCACAAAACGAUGCAGAACUGAAUUACUGCGUCGCGAAAUGAUUCAUGUCUCAAAAAGUGUGUCACCAACAUGAAAAGUUUGGAAAGCUCUGCUCUAGGCCAGUGUUUCCCAAACUUUGGUCUCCAGCUGCUUUUGGACUACAGUUUCCAUCAUCCAUGACCCACUUGUCUUGCUAGCUAGGGAUGAUGGGAGUUGUAGUCCAACAACAGUUGGAGACCCAGGUUUGGGAAACACUGGCCAGGUUAAAAGCCAAUUGUACAACAUUGUACACACAGGGAUUGGUGACAGGUGAGGCAGCUGCCACAGUGAUGAGUGCAAAGAGCUUCCAUGAGAUUGCAUGCUUGAAUGCCUCUCUCUUUUUAUGAAUGAGGAGCUGUUUUAGUGAAGCCAGCAGGACAUACCCUCCAUCCUAGAACAUGCUGCACAACUAUGAAGUAGACAAUGGUAAUAUUGGGCCUAGUGCUGCCGUACAUAUCUGACAAUAACUUUAUACUUAAGUGGUCCAGUGCACUUGAUGUGUUUGAAAGAUUUUACCACAUCAGACUUGUAAGUAUGAAUUUGCCUGGUUGCUGCAAUUGAGUAGGAAUCUGGUGACGGGUGAGGGAAUCUUUUCUAAACAGUAUAUUCCUUCGCUCUCCAAAAAGGUUUAAAGGUGUUGCCAAGGGAGAAGCCCCUUUCAGCUGUUGCCCCCUCCCCAAUGUUUGGAAUGCUCCCCCUGGGGAAGUCUACCUUGCACCAACUCUUAUAUAAUGAUUUCAGUGCCAGGCAAAAACCGUUUUGUAUCAGCAGACCUCUUAUAUUGGCUGCUUCUUUGUGUGAAGUUAGUUUUAAAGAUUAAGUUUGUGGUGCUUGUAGGGGGUGGGUAGGUGUUGCAUAUGAACUGUGGCACAUUUUUGUGUGUGUGUUCGCCAGAGCUGAGUGCCUUACUGCAAGUUGCAUUUGAAACCCGAGUGUUUUGCAUUUGAAAUGUGGUUACCUUAUAUUGUACAUCGACUUGUGAUUAAUACUUAAUAAAUAAUAUUGCAAAGGGCAGGGAUUUGGCGGGUUCACGGCCAUUUGUUCCUCAACCUGGUGCCCUCUGGGUAGGGACACAGGUGGCACUGUGGCCUAAACCACUGAGCCUCUUGGACUUGCUGAUCGGAAGGUCGGCAGUUCGAAUCCCCGCAAUGAAGUGAGCUCCCGUUGCUCUGUCCCAGCUCCUGCCAACCUAGCAGUUUGAAAGCAUGCCAGUGGAAGUAGAUACAUAGGUACCACUGCGGCGGGAAGGUAAACAGUGUUUCCGUGCGCUCUGGCACUCGUCACGGUCCUCCGUGCACCAGUAGUGGUUUAGUCAUGCUGGCCAUAUGACCCAAAAAAGCUGUCUGUGGACAAACGCCGGCUCCCUCGGCCUGAAAGCAAAAUGAGUGCCAGAACCCCAUAGUCACCUUUGACUGGACUUAACCGUCCAGGGGUCCUUUACCUUACCUUUUACCUUUACCUUUGCCCAUGUUUGGACUACAACUCAGAUCAGUACCUGGCAUCAAGACUGCACAGGCUGGAACGAAUGGGAGUUGUAGUCCAAAACAUCUGAUGGGUACCAAGGUCAGAAAAGCUGCUCCGCGUUUUUUCGCAUGUCUGUGUUACAUAGGGGGACGGCUGCCCCAGCCUGUUUAUCUGGGCCUUGAAGUCUCUCUUACACCUUAAACACUGAGAGAUUACACAAUACUGCUCCAACUCUUACACAUACAUACAGUUCAUAUCCUGUGAGCGAAUAGGACAGCCCAGUUAUGGAAUCUAAAACGUUAAUCCUUUUUUUCAAAACAAAACAAAACCCGAAACAGAUGUUUGUUUGAAACCGAAACCUAAGCAAGGAAGACUUUUGAAACUUGUGCAUACUUUGCUGUGUGGGUGGCUAUUUUUGCUUGUGUUGCAGAGUUGUUAGAGUCCCACUCAGCUGUGUUGCUGGUCCAAAAUGCACCGGAUAAAUUAUAUUGGGAGAUUGCCAUUUUGAGUUGCACACGACGGUUUCCUAGGAGUGUUUGCUUCCGCCUUGGUGACAGGUGAGGCAUCUCAUCACCUUCGCGUUAUCUCCCUAAAGUGAUGUUGCCAAAUAACCAGCAGCCCCCUAAGGCAGAGAUGGGCAGAAGACACACCAGGAUCUACUGGUAAAUUUCUGAAUGAUUUGCAGUAAAUUCCCAGGCGUUUUUGAUCCUCAUAUUUUUAUUUCUCAGAAAUGGAAAUAACUGUGAACGAUUGGGAGUGGAAGUUUGGGUGAAAAGAUGGUGAGCCCAGUUCUGGUACUAAAACCAACUCUUGAGGCUGUGCUAAGGCAGGAUAUGUUCCUUACUUCUGUGUCUCCCCUAUUUUUUGCAUCUGCCUUUGGUUGGUGGGUAGGGACGCAGGUGGCGCUGUGGUCUGAGGGUGAGCUCCUGUUGCUCUGUCCCAGCUCCUGCCAACCUAGCAGUUCAAAAGGAUGCAAAAAAGUGCAAGUAGAUAAAUAGGUACCGCUCCGGCGGGAAGGUAAACUGCAUUUCCAGUGCACUGCUCUGGUUUCGGUGUUCUGUUGCACCAGAAGCGGCUUAGUCAUGCUGGCCACAUGACCCAGAAAAACUGUCUGCGGACAAACGCUGGCUCUCUCAGCCUGUAAAGCGAGAUGAGCGCCGCAACUCGAGUCAUCUGCGACUGGAGUUAACUGUCAGGGGUCCUUUACUUUGGUUGGUGGACCUAUGAGUUUUAAUGCAAACAACAUAGAUUCUCUUUGAAGUCUGCCCACUCCUGCUCCAAGGAAUUUUGAGCUUACAAAACUUGUUUUGUUUGUUCUUUAGAUAUGUAGGAAAAGUCCAUUGGAGUUUCCAUUGUGUUCUUCCAAAGGAAAGUCUUAACUGGGGGAGAGGGCAGCGCUGGGUGGGACGCUUUGCUACCAAGCAGAGGCUGUGCAUCUAGCGGACUUAAGUGGAAAAGGAUUAAUCAAUCCAGAGUAAAUAAACUGCAGAACAAUGCACAGCGUUUCAAGUUUGGCAUUUUAAUCAUGUUCAGUUUGUGUUUUUUUAUGUUUUCCCUUUCCGGUUUGAAUGUAGAAAUUGUGGCUUAAGUUUUUAAUUGUGGUUCUGUCCUAUGCAGUGUUUCCUUUUGUUUAACUGGAAAGAACUCUCUUCGAUGAAUCACUGUCCUUUCUCUUUUUUUCCUUUUGCAAAUAGCCUUUGCAAUGCAAUUCCUGUGUUCUAAGUGAAAGUGGUUCAGCAUUUCCCCAUGUACUCCUCUGCUGUAGCUCAACCUUCUCCAGCCUGAUUCCCUUCAGUUGUUUUGGACUACAACUCCCAUCAGCCUCAAUCAGCAUGAAUGUUGGUGAAGACUGGUGUCGCUGCAUGGCUUGUAGAGUGGAUGAUGGGCCAUAUGUUCAGACAAAACCUGGUUCAUGUACUAUCUGGGGUGGCAGACCCUUAGCCUUCUCAUUAUGCAGCUUUUGUGAUCAAGAGCUGUGUGGCGAGCCAUGAUCUGAUCCACAUAGACUUAGGUGGGUGUAGAAUCUGCAUGUUGCUCUGAAAUACGCCUGGCAACUAGAAUGUAUGAAAUUUUAAGUUGGUGGCAGAUGACAAAGGCAGAGGCAGACUACCAUUCUCUCUUUGCGAUUUUAAGCUUUUCAUAUUUCGAAUGAACAUUUCCCAACAAAGGAAUUGCAGAAAUUGUUAUUUUGCAUAUCCUCCUGGCUUCCCGUUUCACAACGUUCUUAGGAUAAGAUUAUGCUGACGCCGGCUUAAUUACAUGCGUCUCCAGAGAUGCAAGGCGAAGGCGAAAAGUUGUCACACACAGCUUUAGAGAUGCUAAAUGAUGGCAUGUGUGUGCAUAGAAUCAGAAUUGGAAGAGACCCCGAGGGUCAUCUAGUCCAACCCCCUGCAAUACAGGAAUCCUGCCUGCAGCUGCCCCCGAAUGGGCUCGAACCACCAAGCCAGGCGCACUGACCCAUUGCACCAAAGAGCCCUGCAUAAACGUGAAUUUCAUUACCCCUCCCCACAAUCCCUGCUCAUUUUCUCUAGUUUAAAAACCAUGGAUGCAAAGCCUAUGCUGGCUAGAUUGAUGACUAUAUGGAAACUGACAUAUUAACUGGUAGAAAUGAGAGCAAAAGGGUGCCUCUUCUCUACAUGCAGUCGCAGUCCCAUCAUGCAUAUAUACCCUCCCUGCAGCACAUUGCAGGAAAUUACAAGGAAGGGCCAAAGGCUCUGUUGCAGUUGCAGGUGGAAAAACCACAACUCCCGUAUGUAUUCCUGGGAUGCCUUCCUACAGUCCGUACCAGCCUUUCCCAGCCUAGUGAUUUGGACUACAAUUUCCAUGAGCCUCAACCAGCACAGCAAGAGGGUGUCAGUUCGUGAAAGGCAGAUCUUUAGCAAGACAAUCCAACAGUAAGGCAUGUUGGGUGGAAUCCAAAAUAGCACUAAGUGAACAUUUAACCAGCGUGACGAUUUCUACUUGUCUCCCACUCCCUCCCUCCUGCAUGGGAUUACCUAUACCCCCUGGAAAAGACUUGGGUAGGGUGCCAGCUGUGAUGAAGGGGGGAGGCCUGUUGUGCAAGAGGAAAUCCUUGUACAGUUGGGACACGGUACUUGGAAUACCACCCAUUGGCUAGAAUUACAGCAGAGGUAUAUAACGCGGCUUCUUAUUUUUAAUGCAUGAUGCAUUAAGUACUGUCUGUCUAUAUUGAUGUGUUAGCUUGCUCCUUUUUUAAAAAAUACAGAAAGUGCCUCACUUAAAAUACGAAAGCAUUUAGCUACGGAUUCUGUGCCGACCUCCUGUCGUCGGUGGUGAUUUUAAAAAAUUGUUUUAGUGCUGUUGUCAGUAGAGGUAGUCCAGAGUAGCGGCUUUCAAGCUUGGCGGACAUUGACUCAUCUGCCACAAAGCCCCCUUAUAGCCCUUUCCCAAGCCCGCUUGUAAGAGUGUGCAAAGGUCUCAACUGUUUGGGCUGUGUGGCUGACUUUGAACUUUUAGAAUAGACAUAAUGUUCUUUUGCCAUAGUUCCUUUAGCACAUGUUUUACUUGAAAAUAUAUGCAGUUCUGUAAUGCCACUGCACAAAGUGGUUAGUUUAGAUUGAUGCGCCGCUGGUAUAUUAAGUACAAAAUGAACUGUGGCAGACUUGGAAAUUAUGCAGUAUUCUUUGUUCUUUUUGGAGGAAUUGUUCGCCGGCUUCUGGGCUGCUAACUAUUGUUGUAGUCUAUAAAAUUUCUCAGAAAAAUAUAAUAGGGUGUGAAUAUGUCCUUUUGCUCUCUUGACCAAAGCCUAGCUGAUAGCCAGGUCCCAACCCACCCCACCCCAAAAUACCCUUCAGUUCUUGUCAUUUUUAACUUUUAUGGCAGUGUGUUUGUUGUAGGUUAACGUGGCGUUUGUUAUAGGUGGUGACGGGUGUUACAAGACCCGUGUUCCCCUCACCAUUUUCAGGGAGGUUUGACAACCAGUCUGUCUUCCCAAGGAACUCUGGGAAUUGUAGGUCUGAGAGAGGAAUCUGAGAACAACUCUCAGCACCCUUUUUAUCAAGCUACAGUUCCCAGGAUUCUUUGCAGUGAGUGAGCCAUGGCUGUUUAAAUCCCUCCUGCGAAACAAGUUUUCUAGAAUGAGUCUGGGCCUUCAGACAAAGGAUGCAUAGAGCCCCAUUAUUUUCUCCUGGAGAAACAUAACAUAUUUUUGUUUAGACUUGGAUUUGUGUGUGGUUGUGCUUUACCUAUUCCUGUUUGGAAGGAAGGCUGCACUGUGCAGUUUGAUUUUCGUUGCUAGGUAAGAAUUGAUGGCAUCCACACUGCAGACUGAAAACUAGCUUCUACUUAUUGACCACAGUUUAGCGUGACACAGAGAUCGGUCCACUGUGUCCAAUAACAUCCGAUUAAAAGUCCAGAGGAUUAUGAUUUACGUUAAAUAUACACUUACAGCCAUUAUUUAUACCAUUCUCUUCUGGGUGGAUCAGUUCUAAUUUUGUCUAUAAUUGUGUAUUAUUGAAACCCACCUUGGGACCUUAUGGUGAAGUCCGUAUAAUUUUUUUAUUAAUACAAUAAAUUGCAACAAAGAAAAUAGGAUCGGUGGUGGUGGGCCCCGCAAGGCUUUCUUUCAUAUAUACUGCUUAGUUGUUAAGACUAACCUGUCUCGCCUAGCUUGCCGUCAGUGCUGCGGAUUAAAGAACACAAGACUUCGUCUUGCUGGGUGAGACUAAAAAUAAAUCCAUUUGGCCAUAUGUUUUUGGGAACCGCACAAACAAGAAGGCAACAGCCCUCAUCUAAUCCCAGCAUCUAGCCUUAAACCAUAUGAAACUAGCGACUGUUUCCACAUAUUGUGGUAAUGAGUUCCAUAAGUCAAUUGACCCGAUUCUUAAGCAAAUAGCUUUCAUAGGGUGCCUCCCCUAACUUCAAGUAUUGCCGGGGAAAGAGGGAGAGAAUACCAGCUGUUUCCAUGCUGCUCAUAAUUUUAUAAACCUCUGCCAUGUGCCUACUUGGAGCUUUUUGAAAGGAAAGGAAGAAUGCUCCAUUUUGUUUUCUUCCUAGGGAAUCUAUUAACCACAUGCAGAAAGCAUAUCUAUCUGCGAGUAUGCUGUUGCUUCUUAAUAUACCUUUUAGCGGCCAAUCUUGAUCAAAAUUCUGCAAUGUUAGGGAAAAUAAUGAGGGGUUUUUUUGUGUUGCUUUGGUUUUUUUACAGUACAGUGGUACUUGGGUUACAUACGCUUCAGGUUACAGACUCUGCUAACUCAGAAAUAGUACUUCAGGUUAAGAACUUUGCUUCAGGAUGAGAACAGAAAUCGGGCUCCGGCGGCAGCGGGAGGCCCCAUUAGCUAAAGUGGUGCUUCAGGUUAAGAACAGUUUCAGCUUAAGAACGGACCUCCAGAACUAAUUAAGUACUUAACCCGAGGUAACACUGUACGUAAGAUGAACUUGCGUGGUCUGGUGCAAAUUUUGUGCAUCUUCUCAUAAGGAAGCACAAAAAUGAAAUAAAAUAAACCAAAACAGUUCUAGGCUAGAAGGGAACUCAUAAAAAUCUAAACUGCAGUCAGAAGUCAUACCUGAAAUUUUAUCCUCUGGCAGCUUCCUUCAGCUAUUGACCAGAGAAGUAAUUAACUCCUGACCUUUCAUAUCUGCCCAUAAUAGCAACAUCCCAUUUAGAAACUUGGAGAAUCUGCAAGCUGAGUUAUAAUAUAGUUUACUUGGGGGCUAUUUAUAACUGGUGCUAACAAGGCUUUGCAUACCCUGCUAUUUAAAGUUGGGAACCUCAUACGUCUAAACGCAGCUCUAGAAAACAUUUGCCGGCGCAAUACACAAAUGGAAUCAAGUGCUGGUGCUGCACAGUAAAGAGCAAGGGUUGUGAGCCAGGAAGUUAUGGGGCCAGAGGUCAGCUUAGCUAUUAAUUCACUGGGGUGGCCGCUAGAAAUGCGCCUGUGCCCUGGCCUCAUCCCCAUUUUACAGUUCGGGAGGGGGUCAGCAACUGGGGGCCUGCAACAAAAUGCUGUGCUGCAGAGUGUUUUGGUACAGGUUCAGGUCACUCAAUUCCACCCUCUCCCCACCACGUCCCUGGUUUCCUUCAACCAUUAUUCUAUACCACAUAUUGCAUGCUCAGUCCUUUCUAGUCUUUUUGGCCCUCCUCCCCUGCCGUAGGGUUUCUUCUUUCUUUUAAAAAAAUAGCUCUGCAAAUGUUGGAUCGUGCAGACCUUUGUGCUAUUUUGGCAACCUAAGUAGUGCCACACACAGUCUGAACCACAAAAAUAGAAGGAAUGAUAACUUGGCUUGCCUCUUGUGUGUCUGUCAUGGGGUCCCAGCACACAGGAGGCAGUGUUAGAAGCUCAGAUUUAUAAGCUCCUUAAACCAGGGUUGCAGUCUCCAAAACGGAAUGCCUAGUUGCCAUUUUUGGGCCAGAUGGUUUGAAAGUCUUUUUUGUUGUUGUUUGUUUCCUGAAAUUCAUUCUGAUUGUGCUGGUUGUUGUUGUUUAGUCGUGUCCAACUCUUCGUGACCCCAUGGACCAGAGCACGCCAGGUACUCCUGUCUUCCACUGCCUCCUGCAGUUUGGUCAAACUCAUGUUUGUAGCUUCGAGAACACUGUCCAACCAUCUCGUCCUCUGUCGUCCCCUUCUCCUUGUGCCCUCCAUCUUUCCCAACAUCAGGGUCUUUUCCAGGGAGUCUUCUCUUCUCAUGAGGUGGCCAAAGUAUUGGAGCCUCAGCUUCAGGAUCUGUCCUUCCAGUGAGUACUCAGGGCUGAUUUCCUUCAGAAUGGAUAGGUUGAAUCUUCUUGCAGUCCAUGGGACUCUCAAGAUUUUCCCCAGCACCAGAAUUCAAAAGCAUCAAUUCUUCGACGAUCAGCCUUCUUGAUGGUCCAGCUCUCACUUCCAUACAUCACUACUGGGAAAACCAUAGCUUUAACUAUACGGACCUUUGUUGGCAAGGUGAUGUCUCUGCUUUUUAAGAUGCUGUCUAGGUUUGUCAUUGCUUUUCUCCCAAGAAGCAGGCGUCUUUUAAUUUCGUGACUGCUGUCACCAUCUGCAGUGAUCAUGGAGCCCAAGAAAGUAAAAUCUCUCACUGCUGGUAAAACAUAACAAAUAGAAUUCUACAAGGAAGUGUUGCUAGUGUGUGAAAAUGGUCAAGAUCCAUAAACCUCCAGAUGGUGGAGAUGUCAGGCGCCAUCGUGGAGUCGGGGCACCUUCACUUGGUCGCAGGUAGGCGAUAGCCAGGUUCAAAAUGUUAUUGGCACCUGGCUAAUUUCGAACUCUGAGCUCAAGCCUCCUGGUAGGUGCACACAUCUGUAGGAAUAGAAAAGCCCAAGGUACUUUCUGAAAUAUUUGGAAAACUUUUUGACGUGUCCUUUGUCUCGUCCCGCAGGCCCAUUCACAGACGUCGUCACCACGAACCUGAAACUUGGCAACCCUACAGACAGAAAUGUGUGCUUCAAGGUGAAGACCACAGCACCACGCAGAUACUGCGUAAGACCCAACAGUGGGAUUAUAGAUGCAGGAACGUCAAUUAAUGUGUCUGGUAAGUUAUUCUGACAUAACAGCCCCAACAUUGCAAUGAGCACGGUGAUUUCUUAUUUUAAGAACCCCAUCCAUUUCCCCAGGUGUGCUUGCUUUGCCUCCUGGUAUAGUAGGACAGCAAGCAGAGAAAGGGAGAGAUGUUAAGUAAAAGCUCUGUUUUUUAUUAAUUAUGUCGUUUCAUUUAUGAAGCGAUUCAUUAAGGGAUAAUGAAAAAUGAACUUUACAAAGCAGGCAAUCCAUUUUCGAUCAUUAAUUUUAAAAUGAUUUAGAGCAAAUCUGCUGAACUACAAAUACUGCGCAAAACCAAUAAGGAAUAAAAACUUAAAACAGUGAGGUACAAAAAGAUAAUUAUUAUAGAAAAAUAAUGGUUCAGUUAGCAAAUGAGGAGGACUCAGUAGCAAAUGGUGAAUAUUGUAUUUUCUGGCGUAUAAGACUACUUUUUAACCCAGGAAAAUCUUUUCAAAAGUUGGGGGUUGUCUUAUACGCCGACUACAGCAGCAGCUCCUGCAGCAACUCCCCACCAAAGGAUAAAAUGACAGCAAAUUAAAUCAGAGGAAACCAAGCUCUCUAGAUAAAGCAGAAAUACACUUGAAAAUUGGCCCCAGAAGCCCCCGGCCACUGGAAAGUGGAGCGGAUUUCUGAGACGGACUGGAGACUGGUUUUUUAAAUUUUUAUUUGGUGUGUGUUGGAAGAGGGGUAGUCUUAAACAGCGAGUAUAUCCCAAACACUAUAUUUUAACUGGAAAAGUUGGGGGGUCGUCUUAUACACCCAGUCAUCUUAAACGCCGGAAAAUACGGUACAUAAAGCUGUCUGACAGUCAAGCUUCUAUCUGCUCAUACUGUAGCAGCUCUACAGGGUCUCAGAAAGAGGUUUUCCGUAUCACUUCCUAUGUGAUCCUGUUAACUGGAGAUAACAGAUUGAACCUGGAACCUUCAGCAUGGAAAGUUUGUUUUGUUUUCCAGCUGUUCUUGUCUCAUUCGCUUGUAGCCUGUUAACCUUCCUGGGACAGGACAGAGUGUCCAAACUGUUUAAGAAAGGGUGCCAGGUUCUCAAGCGAUGCCAUGCCGUAGUUUUAGAAGGCCAUGGUUUGUAAGUCAACAACAAACCAUGGCUUCAGAUGGUAGCUAUAUUAAAACAAUAGUUUGCUGCUGCGCAAUAAUAGUUGGGAGUAGGUGAACUUAGUAGUGACUUGAGUGGAAGAUACACAUGCUUAAAUUAAUCUCCUUGAUUUCAGGGGGAUUUAAAAGUGCCUGGUUUUUGGCAGGUUUGUGCUGUUAGCUUAAUACAGGCCUGUUCAUCUCUUAACCGUUAUCAGUUGAUUUCAAGAGCAGUUUAACUUGUAGAAUAAAGCAAGUAUAGAUAUAUAUGACCUUUUAAGCAUGCUAAGUCUGUAGACUUCAGAUGCUCAAUAGGACAGAUGGAAAUACUAAAUCAAUUUGGUUAAUGUCUGCCUUAAUUAAACCAUCAGCUCUAUUGAAAAUGUGCUCUUCAGCUACACUUUUAUAUGCACGAGAAUUGCCACCAGUUCCUUGGUGCGCUAAGAUCUGAUUGCAACUAGAACCUUAUUUUGUACUGUUCUUACAAACAAAUGCAUGCAGAGUCUUUCUCUUUAGCUGUGGGUAUUACUCUGAUUGGCUGCAAAAAAAGGUUAUUUAUUUUUUCUUUGAAAUUGUAAAACUCCUUACUACCCAGUGCAUAAAAUAGGCAGCUUUUAAACCUGAGUUUUAAACUAGGUCUGUUUGUCUCCUGGGUAAUGUACCUUUCAGCAAGCAUUGCCUGUCAGACUGUGAUGACCACCUUUAAGCCAUGUUGGCUGUUUCUCUAUUGAAAGGGAAGGCUUCACCUGAAUGCUUGUUUAAACCUGGCUGAUAGCUGCAUUGUGAAUAUCACUAACAAAUACAACUGUUUUUGGCCGAAGGAGACUUAGAUGGUAUCUGUAGAAUUCUACUGUAUUUAUGGAAUUUACUGAGCAAUCUUAUGCAGAAAUAAUGUGUGUUGUGUUUUGUGGACUUAACUCCCAGGUAGGAUUGCAACCUCAAAAGUAUAAACGCCUUCUAGAAAGGUAUGUGGGGGAAGAGAGGUGACAAGAUUGACCCCCAAGGGAGGGAGGUAUCUGGUUAGAAGGAUAGCAGAUUUUUCUUACACUUCCAACCACUUCCAGAGUGGUUUAACUGUUCCUCUUGCCAUGGAACUGUGGGGAUUUAGUAGGGCUGGGAGUUGAAAGGAGGUGGCUAAUCCCCUUAAACUAGAUUUCCUAGGAUUCUUUGAGGGAAUCCAUAACUGUUAAAAGUGGUAUAAUACUGUUUUAAAUGUAUGCUUUAGAUGGGGCCUAGAUCAGAGGUCACCAGAACAAGGAAAGCAGCAAUUCACAACAGCUUGUACUCCUGUCAUAAAGAUGCCAACCUCCUCUAAAUGCAAAUUACACAUACACACACGAUUUUGAACAUCAUAUAUGACUGCAAGUUUACACAGAAAUUAUCCUCUAAUGCAGUAGAUUGUCUUGCACAACAAUUUUCAUACUGAACAUUUUGGAUGAGUAAGACCUUCUCUAGCAAAGGCAUUUCACUCAUUCCAAAGGAGAAGACCUUUCCAUAGGAUGUUCUUCGAUGUUCCCUCAGAUUUUCUCCCCUUUUCCGUUGUAAGAAUGGGGGGCACCUGGGAGGGAGGAAACAAAGAAACCCCCCUCCCCCUGAACAUUUCCAGUCCUUUUGUCUACUUCAGGAAUAGAGAAGCUAUUACUCUUUUGAUGAUGUUGAUGAUGAACUGCAGCUCCCUUCAUCCCAGACAAUUAGCCAUUUUAGGCUGAUAGGGAGAUGGAAUCAUAGAAUUGUAGAGUUGGGAGUGACCCCAAGGGUCAUCUAGUCCAGCCCCAUGAAAUGCUGGAAUAUGAGCCCAACAACAUCUGGAGGGCCACAGGUUUCUUUUUUUUUUUUUAAUGAUAUUUAUUGGAAAUUUUUUUAAAAUUACAAAAAAGAACAAAGUAGAGAAAGAAAAAAGAAAGAGCAAAGAAAAAAAAACCAAACCACAUCAAACAAUACAAAUUCAAAAAAAACAAAAAUAUACCACAAACAUUUAAAAAUAAAUCCAUUAUUCACAAAUCCUCAACUGUCAUUACCUUCUUUCUUUGACCUCCUCCUCCUCCCUUUUUUUGUAUCCUAGUUGUUAAUUGUCGCAGCAAAUCCUUUCCAUAUUUCAUAAUAUUCUGUCAUUACAUUACCUUAAACUAUUUUAAUCUUAUCUUACUAUAAAAAACCUUAUAACUUAAAACCUAAAUCUUAUUUUUACCAACUUCUCAUAACCAUAAUAUUCUUACGUAAUUCUUUACACAUUUUUACUAAAGCCAAGUAAUUUCAUUCCAACAUUUUUCUAACAUUCAUCAAUUUUAUAAAACAAUCCUAGUAGUAAAAAAAGAAAUAAAAACAAUCCAAUCUUCAUCCAGUGUCCCUUCCUCCUGGUCCCGGGUUUGUCAGUCCUUAUUAUCCCAUCGAUCUAGCGCAUUAACCUGGUAACCUUGUAUCCGAGGCCCUUAAGUCUCUUCCAUGUCCCUUCCGCAGCUCUUCUUCAUAUUUAUAACUGUAUUUUCCCUUGUCUCCUGCUCGUUUCACUCGUGGGAACUCCAGCUUAACAAUGUUUUUGACCCUUCUCGACAGAUCAGCCCCUUUUCCAUAAUCCACACUAAACUCCAUGUGGUAUUUAAGAACAUGUUUCAAAAUCCCACCAAAAUUAGGAGCCCCCACAACCCCAAACAUCUCACGGCCCAUUGCCAGACUUGAAAAGUCCAAACAUCCCUGCAUAGGGGGGUCUAUCCAGCCCCCCAUUUCCAAACCAAACCAAACUUUUUCUUUCCAAAUCUGGCUUUUUCCAAGUUCAUUUGUCAAAUCCAAAAGCUCAUGUUCCUGUUGGGCCACAGCUCCCUCCAUCUCUGGCGCCCAAGAUUCAGCAACAUCCUCUUCCCUCAUCUGUUCUGUCAGGGCACACUCCUGAUUUAAUUCCUGGGUGGGCUCCAUAUAUUUUCCCACUGCCUGUUCAAAAUUUCCCACUGCCUGUUUAAAAUUUCUGAUCGAAUCAGUCAUCAAAUUCGUCUUCUCAUGUAACUGUUCCAGUAGGGCAUUUGUUUUAUAGAAAGCACGCAACAGAGCUUCUGAAUACAUGUUCUUUCUUUUAAAAACAAGUCUAGCAACAAAGUUUCCUUUUUCAGAUAUCUUGUCAAUAUUUGUUCCUUUCAAAAGCGAAGGGGAACAAUGGAAUCAAUGUUUCUCUUCUUAUAGCUAUCUGUCAAAAACGUUGUCUCUGGUCAAUGAGCUUCAAAAAAACGUCAGUCCUAACACCCCGCUCCAGGAUCAGGACGGUGGAAAGUUACUUUACUUUACCCUCACUUCUGCAGGUUUAAACAGUCCGAAAAGAUCCCCCCUCUUCUCCUGCUUCCGAAGGGGGGUUCAACAAUUUUAAAUGAUGAAAGUUAAUCUUUUACAGGUGAUUUUCUGAGCUCUAGUUUGCCAUGUCUUUGCUUUAAUCUAUCUACAAAGAAACGGAAGGCUGACUUCCUGUUUAGACCUUCCCGUUUCAGUGCCAAAUUGAGGUAAACUUUUAAGUCCAAUUUUCCUUUCUGCUCACAAGUCCUUAUUUAAAGUCCAAUUGUCCGAGUUUAGGUACUCACGGGUGAUUAUUUUAGAAGCCAAAUUGUCCCAGGAAAAAGGCAGCGCUCUCUGGCAAUGGCUGUGCGGCUUCGCUCCACGGAAGAAGCAGUUGACUCUCAGCACCGCGCCACUUCCCCCUCUUCGCUUCGGAGCCAGUUAGUGGGUUCCUUUGCGGGUUGGGGGGCGCUAAGGGUGCCCGCCGAGUCCCAUGGUCACAGGCUUCAUCCGCCUGUGAUUUUUGAAAGGGUCCCCACUUCGCCGUAGCGGAAAAGACCCAAUUCCCGUGGAGCUGGUCCCUCCAGUUUAGAGGGAAUCCGCCAUUGCCGAUGGCGCCACCCCGGAAGUCCCUAGAGGAGGGCCACAGGUUUCUUACCCCUGCUCUGUUCCUACCACCAGUUCCCAAAUGCUGGUGGCAGACUGUUUCUUUGCUUAGUGGAAACUCGUUAAAACUUCAGCAGACUUGAGCGUUUAUAAUCUGUUCCCUACGGCAGUGAUGUGGGCUUUCCAGAAAAUUUUGAAUUGGAAAAUUUCCUAUGCAAGUUAGGAUAAUUUCCAUAGCACAAUUUGCCUCAGAAAACUUUCUGAUCUAAUUUAUCGUGUCAGAUUUACUUGCAUUUAGUAAACAAAAAUAAAUGUAAAGCUGCCAAGUUUGCCUAAUGCCAAAUUUGUGAUUGGCACCCAAUUUUUUUAAAAAAUUCCCAGCAAAAUAGAGCAGUGGAAAAUUUAUUGUGGGUAAAUGCCUCUGGGACUCCACCAGGCAGGUAACCCAGAGCUCUCAUGUACUGUAGUUUGAGCAUUUCCAUCUCCAUUAUAUAUGACUGCAAGUUUACACAGAAAUUAAAAAUAGGAGCCAUAUUAUAUAAAUUAAAAGUAGUGUCUUAAGACAACUUGAUUCGGCAGGCGAUCCUCAGUGUGUUCCAGACUACCAUCAGCACCUGAUGACAUUGGAUAGGCCAUUAUUUGUGUUCUUUGUCAUCCAGUUGUCACUCAAUUUAGGACCCCCCACCCCUCAAAAAAGCAUGCUUGGAAGAGACAGUGCUCACCUCAUUUCCGCUGUCAUUUGGGUAUAUAUUCUCAGUGGCAGUUUUGCACCUUGGGGCUCAUAUUUCCCCCCCCCCCAACUUUAUUUGCAUUAGCCAAUGGCCAUAGCAACAUAAAACAAGCAAUAUAUGCAAUUAAAAAGACAACAAUGGAUAUAAAGGACAAUCAAAUGAUCAAGACUAUCGUUCAGAUAGUGGCCCUUAAUCUCAUUGCACCCUCAAUAAACCUAGCAACCUUUGCUGUUAUCUGAUCAUUUUGAUCUGAUAACAGAAAGAACAAUGUGGCCGCAGAUGGGCGGCCUGUGAUGGUAAGUAGGAGUGGGGUGAUGAUCUCAUUCCUCAAGUCUUUAUAAAGGGGACAGGACAGGAUGGGGCUUAUAUUUAUAUACUUCUUGCUUGCUUUGAUAGAGGAUAAAGAGGUGGUUUGUGGGGGGUUGUAAACUAGCUUAUUGCACAAAGGUAAAAUUCAUAUCCAUUGCUGUCCCAUUUUCCCCUUCCUUUUUUCCUGCUCCCCACUGGCCAUGUGACCCACUCCCCCGAAAAAUAAUCGGAAGGAAAUGAUGGCCCUCUGGCAGAAAAAAAAAUAUGUUCCCACCCCUGUUCUGAACCUUCCUCCUUCAAUUGCACAUGUGUUAAUGGAGGAAGGCCUAAGAAACCAGAGUUUCAGCCGCCUUGUCAGGUUUUUCACAUGGGAGUUCUCGGUUCUGCCACAAGUGAAGGGGGUGGGGGUGGUUUCGCGUGCUUUGUCUUUCACAGAAUGACGUGGCAUUUAAUUGUUAUCUGGCUGAAUCAGUAAUGCACUUAAAAGAGUCCAUUUCCAGGACUGAAGCUGCAGGAUGCAAGGAUAAUCAAUACACUUUCAACCAAGCAAAGGGCGGCUAUACCCCUCAAAGCUAGCACGGCCGCUUCCAUCUCUCCUCCUGGUGUUUGCUGGUUUAAUUCUGCUUCGUAGCUCCCCAUAUCUCCCACCUGUGCUGCACCUUUAAUCAGCUUAUUUCUAGUGUCCUUGGGAGCAUGUGGUCUUAAUUUCGUUCACGGCCUUCUGCAAAGCGUGCUUUAAUUAAUACUUGUUUACUUUUUGUCUUGCACAGCCCCCGAGGGCUCGUAGCUAAGACCAUAAAAUAAAGUUGGGAUGACAAAGCAUCUAAUUGAAAGCUCUUCCGAAUACCGGAUUCCAGCUACUGCCUCCACCCUUCUCCCAGCUGGACUAGAGCCACGAAGAGCCAGCCCAGAAGAAGACUUUAUUAUUAUUUUUUUAACAGCGCUGCAUGAAGUUGCCUAGGCUCUGGUGAGAUUCCAAGGGAAGGGAGUUCCAUAACUGGAGCAGCUAUCGAGAAUGCCUCUGUGCAGAUCAGCAGACAGGAAUGGGGCAAACCUCAGUGCUGUCAGCAGUGUUGGAGAUUAUGUCACAACACGACAGGGUGUUAUCCGUUGCAUAUCUCCUUACAGAUAGUGAUAAAAGACUCCAAGGAGAGCGCUUGUUUAUAUUAAGGGACAACCUCUAGAGAUCUGUCAGGAGCUUGCAUGUACCUCGGGUUACAGGCGCUUCAGGUUUCCGCUAACCCAGAAAUAGUACCUCAGGUUAAGAACUUUGCUUCAGGAUGAGAACAGAAAUCGCGGGGGCAGCAGGAGGCCCCAUUAGCUAAAGUGGUACCUCAGGUUAAGAACAGUUUCAGGUUAAGCACGGCCCUCCAGAACGAAUUAAGUUCUUAACCCAAGGUACCACUGUAUAGAGAGACUCUUGCCUGCACAAAACUGCAGCAAGAUACCGCUCGCAUUUGCUUAAUCGAGGAUAAACACAUAAGGGAACAGGACAUGACGAAAGGUAAUGGCUUCAGACCCAGGAUUAAAGGGCAAACUAUGGUCAGUCCUCACCGUAAGUUAGCAUAGGAGUUCUAAUGUAAUGGCUUGACAGUUAGGUCUAGCAUGGAAAUAUCUGUUCCUAAAUAACAGAGGAAGGGGAGUGUUACCCCAUGGCAGGAGCUCAGUUAAGCAUUUAGCAUGCAAGGAACUGUGUGCAUCUGGAGUGGCUGAAACCAGAAUCCAUCUUAAUGUCAGGUUGAUCAGAUGUCAGCUUGCCAUACAACUGGCAAGCCGAAUAUUGUACGCAGGCCGUUACUGCUUGGGGUUUCACUGUUUUGAUCAUGGAGUCAUAGAGCUGGAAGGGACCACCUGGUCCAUCUAGGGGGCCAUCUAGUCCAACUCCCUGCAAUGCAGGAAUUUGUUCCCCAAUGUGGGGCUCGAACCCACAACUCAGAGAUUAGGAGUCUCAUGCUCUACUGACAGGUUUUCCAAGCAGCAGCUGUUAUUUCUGUAUUUUGAAGGUCCUGAUAUUUUAUAGAUGUUUAUGGUGAUUUAUAGGGAUGCAGGUGACGCUGUGGGUUAAACCACAGAGCCUAGGACUUGCCGAUCAGAAGGUCGGCGGUUCGAAUCCCCGCGACGGGGUGAGCUCCCGUUGCUCAGUCCCUGCUCCUGCCAACCUAGCAUUUCGAAAGCACAUCAAAGUGCAAGUAGAUAAAUAGGUACCACUCGGGUGGGAAGGUAAACGGUGUUUCCAUGCGCUGCUCUGGUUCGCCAGAAGUGGCUUAUUCAUGCUGGCCACAUGACCCGGAAGCUGUACACCUGCUCCCUCGGCUAAUAAAGCGAGAUGAGCGCAACAACCCCAGAGUCGGUCACGACUGGACCUAAUGAUCAGGGGUCAAUUUACCUAUGGUGAUUUAUAAGCAUUUAUUUGAUUUACUCUUGUUUUAUCUUUUAUUGUGCUGGGCUCCUUUUUGGUUAAAGCAGUGUUUCCCAACCGUGGGUCUCCAACUGUUUUUUUGGACUACAACUCCCAUCAUCCCUGGCUAGCAAGACCAGUGGUCAGGGAUGAUGGGAAUUGUAGUCCAAAAACAACUGAAGACCCAAGGUUGGAGAACACUGGGUUAAAGAUUAAGAAAUAGAAUAAAUGUUAGCCACGAAUAAGAGAAGUAAGGGUGGCAUCCAACUAAUGUAUCUUGUCAGGAUUUAUGCUGGUGCAAUGGAAUUUCUCCCCAUCCUUCCCACCUGUGCAUUCCCUAAAUCUGUUCUAGAGGUUCCCUCAGCCCUUUGGAGCAGAUUUGAGGAGGGCUCAGGACCCGCUGGGGCGGGUGUUCUGUUGCACAGCCUUGGUCCAGAAUACCUGAAGGAGCGUCUCCACCCCCAUCGUUCUACCCGGACACUGAGGUCCAGCGUCGAGGGCCUUCUGGCGGUUCCCUCACUGCGAGAAGCCAAGUUACAGGGAACCAGGCAGAGGGCCUUCUCGGUAGUGGCACCCGCCUUGUGGAACACCCACCCACCAGAUGUCAAAGAGAAAAACAACUACAGUACCAGACUUUUAGAAGACAUCUGAAGGCAGCCCUGUUUAGGGAAGCUUUUAAGGUUUAAUAGGUUAUUGUAUUUUAAUAUUCUGUUGGAGGCCACCCAGAGUGGCUGGGGAAACCCAGCCAGAUGGGCGGGGUAUAAAUUAUUAUUAUUAUUAUUAUUAUUAUUAUUAUUAUUAUUACACAAACAUAAAACCUUGCAUGGACAGGAAGUGUUAUUUGGAUGCUGCCCCAAGGUCUGAGUCCCCCUAACUGAGUCAUCACGGGGCUCACAUGUGAUCUUCUCGUUUCUGUCCUCGGUGUCAGCUGACACGCACUAGGGUUCCUUAGCAUCACGAUGGUUAGCAGCAGAAAUCAUGCAAUAAAUUUUAGACGAUACAGCUUAGAAAUGCAGCUCGCUCUUCUUCGCUCCCUUAAAGCUAUCCUUAACUGGAAUGCAAAUUGCCCAGGAGAGAAUCCCUAUCUGUUGGGACUCUGGAGUCCGUUGCAUGCCUGCACUUCAGUUUCUUAGGAAAUGGCUGGUGUAUUAACAGCACUGUCAGCACAUCCGUCGUGCACGCUCUUGUGAUUUGUCAUGGAAUUGCUUAACUCAGCCCUUUUUCCCUUUCAGAGUGUUUCGCUGCGCUGCUCUUGCUAUAAUUGUCUCUUCUCAAGUUCCCCUGAUGCAAGGAAGGGUGGGGUCUUCAGAAGACCGUGGGAGCCUUUGGAUUCCAGAAUGACAGAAUACAAGUGGAACCUGCAGUAAAAAACAAAUUCAGUGUGGAGUCCUUCUGGCCAGGGUGCCAGCCAACCAUUCAGGACACUCCAGGAAGCUCCCUCCCCACUUCCUGUUUUCUUCUGUUUCUCACACCCUUACGCUCGGUCCUCAUUGGAUUCCUUGAGUGCUGACAAGGAUGAUUGCAGACAGGUCUCCUUGAAUAGAAGAGCCUUUUCAGGCUGGGACACCCCAGAGACUCACCUGGCACCAAACAUCUCUCUCUCCCCCCCACCCCAGCAUCUGGUGGCAACCUGUUUUAUUUACCCUGGCCCUUCAGUUUCCAGGUUUCGCUAACAGUUAUAGAUUUUACUGGUUCUGCUGCUUUGGUUAAACUGGAUGGGGGGGUAGAUAAAUGUUUAAAUACCUGCUUUUUAAAAACUACUUAGGAUGUUGCUACAACUGGCGAAAUUCGACAGUCCCUCUCAGUCUGUUUGUGGUCCUCUGCUUUGAUCUCCUCUUGACUAGGAGAAAUCCAAGGAAAGCCACUUUCAGUCCUGAUAAGCCAUGCAAGGCGAUGGUGCCAAAGUCCUUAAAGGGCACCCCAGCCUGAACCACGGCAUUGCCAAGGAUGCUAGAGUAAUAAUACAGUGGUGCCCCGCAAGACGAAUGCCCCGCAAGACGAAAAACUCGCUAGACGAAAGGGUUUUGCGUUUUUUGAGUCGUUCCGCAAGACGAAUUUCCCUAUGAGCUUGCUUCGCAAGACGAAACGUCUUGCGAGUUCUUACAAGUUUGUUUCCUUUUUCUUAAAGCCGCUAAGCCGUUAAUAGCCGCUAAGCCGUUAAUAGCCGCUAAUAGCCGCUAAGCCGCUAAUAGCCGUGCUUCACAAGACGAAAAAACCGCAAGACGAAGAGACUCGCGCAACGGAUUAAUUUCGUCUUGUGAGGCACCACUGUAAUAAUAAUUUUUAUUUAUACCCCGCCCCCGCCCCCCCUAGCCAAGGCCGGGCUCAGGGCAGCUAACAAGCAAUAAUAAAAACAAGUAGAUCACUGGGACCGUGUGAUGCAGCCCUGACCACCUCUUGCUUAAAAGUAGCAUGCAAGCUCACUUGGUUGGAACGUGGUGCUGAUAACGCCAUGGUUGCAGGUGCGAUCUCCGUAAGGGACAGCUGCAUGUUCCUGCAUCUCAGGGAGCUGGACUUGAUCGUUCUCGGGGGUCCCUUCUAACUCUACAAUCCUAUGAUUUCGCCUGCGAAGAAUUCUUCAGAACUCAAAAGCUUACUGACUUGCAUAUCUUGGGAUCCCCCUGUGAAACUGCAGAACGUGAGGAACCAGCUUAUGCUUUCAAAAGACGUCUUUGGAUGGGUGCAAAUGACUGCCCUGCUGCUUAAAGCCGGGGCUGCCCCACACUUUGUCCCUGCAUAGCUCCUUUCCUCUGCCCAGUCCUUCUUCCCUGCAUAGAGUCCCAGCAGCCACGCAUCUCUUCUCACUUCCUGUUGGCGUGGAAAUCUCUCGAAUGCUUCCAAUACAAGAACACGGGGAAAUGCAGCAGGGGUUUCCCUCUGUCAUGGGUGCAUCAGAGUAGAAGUGGAUUAGGGCCUGGUGAUUUGCAGCAGGAGUUGGGCGAUGGGCUCACGUCUGUUUAUAUACCGCUUGCUGUGUGGAGACUGGUGUGCAAAGUCUAAUAAGCUGAGCCGGCAUAUCUGAUCUGCAGGAAGUGGAAAAGGCACGUUGAACUGGAAUGUGUCCUUGACUAUAGAACAUUGCAUAGAUUUUCAGGCAGGGCUUGGCCAAACGUCUCAUUGCGACAUGCUUGUUGCAAGCCCUAGAUUCAGCUUUGGAAAAGCUGAAUGUUCUGUACUCUUAAAACAUGUUUUUGUUUUUUUCUUUAAACAAAACGUGGUCUGUUGCUAUUAGCAACAACUUAGUAUGUGUGCACCCCUCACAUAGUAGCGCAGACUUGGCCUUGUUCUCUUUCCUAGCUUUGGCUUUUCCUUGCUGCAUUACUGCACAUUCUUUUUACGUAACAAAACCCUAAGCUGCUGUAGAAAAUCAUGGGUUGCUGGACAUGGUAAGCCUUGCUGUGACUUGCUAGCAUGACUUGACCAUGCAGGUUCUGGGCCACAGCUUGUGGUUAGCGAGGGGAGAGAUGAACCAGGAGCCUGGGUUCAGACAGCACACUAUGCCAUAGUUCAGCAUACCACGCUGAACGGACAAGUUCCUAAAUUUUCCAUUCUGGGUGUUUUGUAGAAUUCCCUUAGCCGUGGUUUGUGCCAGAUGCCUGGGGUUGUGACAACUGGUGGAACAGGCAGCAAAGGAAUUGCUUAUGCCGACAACUCAAAUGCUUUACACAUUGGCCCUGACUGUAGCAGAAACGACACACAAACCUGUAGCCAGGCUUACGUUCGACUGCAAAGACCUCCCGAUUUUUUGGCAGGGGGGGGGGGGCAGACAAUUUUACCGGAGACCUCAAACAGAAAAGCUAUUAUGCCCUCAGAUGUAAUCAUCCAUGGAUGCUUGUAAGUGGAAAUGAGGAUUAGACCAGGAUUUAUAAGGGAGAAAAGAAGUGAUAAUAGUGAAAAAUGUGAAAUUGAAGAAGUUACUUUUCUUCAGGGGUGACUAACAUUUGACUGUCUAGGUCACUAUAAACUACAACUCUAUAAACUGCAGCUAAUCUACAUUGGCCAUGUUGGGUGGGGCUCGUGGGAGUUAGAGUUUAGCAGCGUCUGGAGGGAUGCAACAUAGUCACCCUGGGAAUUGCAGGUAGAUAAGGACAUUUUGUGUAUGAACUCGAGGCGCAUACAAUCACCAAUUUUUCCUUGAUGCGGACACAGCAGCACUGCUUUUGGCUGCUGGGGAGGACUCUCCUGUAAGUGUGUUGCUAUGGGAGGGGUGCAGUCAACAGGAGAGUCCCUGCUAUUCCCUCAUGCGCUCAUUGAAGAGGAGAGGACAUUUGUUUGAUUAUCCUUGCAGCAAAGCAUUUGUGCGCUCUUCCCUCCAUGCAUUGAGGGGAGGAUGCAUGAAGCAUCUGUCUUAACUGUUUGUAAAAAGAAGUAACAGCUUUCCAUUUUUCAGAGGUGAGAACUUGGUCUCUGCAAACAAUAGCUUGAGUAAACGCUACCCAAGAAAUAACAUUCCUACACAAAGUGGAUGUAUUUCUAACCGCAUUCCCUUCUCCCAUUCAGCAGUCAUGGCAAAUGCCCUCGCGCUGCACAAGUCUUCAUAAUUCUGUAGCUUAUAAAAAAAGCUCAAGCGUUUUCAUUGUGCAACUCAGGUUAAGCUUCUGAAACGAAUGUUGUGGUGUUCCCAGCUUCCUUGCAUCUAUCGACCCUGCCAGGAAUUGCUUCUGGGAACGAGCAAAGAUUCACACGUGGCAAUAAAUGGCUGCAGUUCUAAUGGCAAUGAUUUCUCUUUUCAGUGAUGCUACAGCCUUUUGAUUACGACCCUAAUGAAAAAAGUAAACACAAGUUCAUGGUUCAGUCGAUGUUCGCACCCCCCGAUACUUCAGACAUGGAAGCAGUAGUGAGUAUUGAGAAAUGGCUUAUCAAGGUGCUGCGUUUUUCUUCUGCGUGAAUAACAUGGCGGAAAGCCUUUUGACAAGAACCAACGAGUUGUUUAAAGUGCACAGUGUAAUAGCGAGACACGGCGGAGCACCUAGUGGUAUAAAAGGGGGUCGGGGCUUGGAAUGGAAGUAAGACAACCUUCAAGAAAUGAAAAUUGAAAUAGACAAUCUGGAUCCCUUUGAUUGAACUGGCAGUCUUGCUGCGAGUGCAGAUGCCUCAAGAUUCAUAGAGGUCUGUUGAGGAGAAAUCUUAUUUGCUCACUUACUCACUUCAGGAAAACAAGUUAGGCAACUGGACUGUGCAAGCAUAUUUGGGCUGUAUCCUGCUAACACGUUAUUUAGGUGCAAGGAUUUUCCCAGCUGCAAUGGAACUUCAUCCCCUCUCGUCCCCGCAUGCAUACCCUAAAUCUGUUCUGGGGGGCGGGGUGUGCUUUUUUUAAAUUUUGCAAAAACAGAUCCCAGGUUUUUUCUUCCUUAAAAGACGAAGAAACAAAACACUGCUUCCCCCACGGCUUCCAACAUUUCUGGACAUUUUACAUCUCCAGCAUGAACCGAACCAGCAAGAGGGAUUUGUAAAUAAUGUUGGCCCUGUGGCAUGCUUGAACACCGCAAGUGCACUAAUGUCACCCCCACAUCUAGCAUACCCUUACAGCAUAAUGUAGGAAUGGUGUGGCUUCGUAUUCUCCACAGAGGAAGGCAGUGCUGGCUGAGCCACAUUGGAAAAUUCAGGGUACCCUUAUCCAUAUUAGGUUGCGGUUAAUACCUACGGAUUUUGCAUCUGUUGCUAGAGUUGGAUGGUAUCGCUGUGAAAAGUACAGAUGAAUCUUGCCCAGCGGCAAGUCUACAAUUUAUUUAUGCACGUUUAUUUAUUUCAAUAUUUACGGACGGCCUUUCAGGGAUUAACUCUCCGAAAGUGGCUCACGGCGUAUUAGCAUAGGGUUUUAUCCAACGAAGUCAUUCUGUUAGUGCAAGAAUAUCUUGCUUGUGCAACAGGACUUUCUCUUCCUCUCCCAUCUGUUCUGUGGGUUCCCCCAAUUCUCCCAAGCAGGUUGCAGGCCAUGGGGAGAUCAGAGGGAGGGGAAGUUCCAUUACACAAGUGGAACCCCUCGUGAUAAUGGGGCAACUUCAUUGCAUACAACCGAUAAUGUUCACUCAUAAUGUAAUUGCCAACAACAAAUCCACAAUCUGUAAAGCACGAAAGCAGCUGCAAAAUAUUCUAAUAGCAACAGGAGAGCAGUAUAAAUACAAAAAACAAGCAGCAAAGCCUAAGAUUGUAAAAAAAACGCCAAUUACAUUGAAAAAGCUAAAAUAUUUUUUGGAACCAAAACAAGAAUAUGUGGAUCAGUUGUAUAAAUAGCAUGUCCUUUUGACCCCAGCUUGUAGCAUUAAAAUAUAUUUAACUCUUAAAGUAUGGUCCUGACCAUGAACUUUGAAUGAACAUUGCUUAUGAGAACUGGUCAACAGACCAAAAUACCCCUUGAAUUGAGCAGAAGUCAUUUGAAAUAAUCUGGAAGGCAGUUGCCAGUGUCCUAAUAACCCUCUCUCACACACACAAAUUGAAAAUGUCAGCAUUACCUGUUCUUUAAUUUGCAAACUUGCUAUCUAGGGGGUGCCACCUCUGUGGGAGGCUGUGGUUAAUCCCAGUGGCUUGCAUUUGUGAACGAUUUUGCCCUUUACCAGAAGCAAACAGCAGUUUGCGAUGUUCAGAUUGCUUCUGGGGCACAUUGCACGCAACCCACAGCCAAGCACAAUAGGUGGAACCAGUUGGCCUAGCUUAUAGCAGUCCCACUGCAUUUUUGUUCAAUGGCAUGUGCUCCUCGUGGGAAACAAAACCUUAUGCAAGCAGAACUAGCCUGUGCAGUUCGCCCUGUGCCAUCUGGGAGCACACUGUGUGAAUGUUCCAUCCAAACACUCGCUGUUUGCCAAUAAGCCAAGCCAAAAUCUGUAGGAGCAAGCCUCACCCCUUUCUCCUCAGGCAAAUCCCUCUUAUCCAAGUGGAUAGCUCAACUCAUUAGCACAUGGUGCUGAUAAGGGCAAGGUUGCAGGUUCAAUCCCCGUAUGGGACAGCUGUGUAUUCCUGCAUUGCAGUGGGUUGGAGUAGAUCAGGGGUCAGCAACCUAAGGCCCAUGGGCCAGAAGUAGCCCGUGGAGGUCGUUUGACCAGCCCACAAGCCGCCCCCGAACCAAGGUGCGAGCUGCGCUAAACCGGCGCGGCGACUCGCUUCCGCGGCACUGAAAACCGUGUCUGCGCAGGUGCAGACACCGAAAAUCGUGGGCGUGCACGCGAUUGAUCCAGCCCACAGAGGGAUUUCCGUGAGACCGAUCCGGCCCAGGCAAGAUAAACCUUGCUGACCCCUGGACUAGAUGAUCCUUCCAACUCUGCAGUUCCAUGAUUCUCCCUGCCCAAAUCCGCCAGCGAAGAGUUGCACGGAGCGGUGGGCAUGCGCCAGCCAGCUCUAAUUCAACACCACCCCACCAUUCCUGCUUCAAAGCAGAGAAGGCCUAGGGAGUGGGGAGGGGGGCACUUUGGCACUUCAUAGUCAAGUCUCUUCAAGUGGAAAGAUAGCAGGCGUCCCUGCACGACUUCCCAGCUAUCUUCGCCCAUCUCUGCAGCGUCGCAGUCGGAGGGAAACGCCGGCUGUUCAUCACAUUCAGCAGAAGAUGACACCAUGCUUGUCAUGGCUGGGAGAUUCAUUAAAGCCUGUUAUUGGCCCUUCUGAAACUUUCUCAGAAGUGUUUCAGAAUGCUAGAUAGACUUUUCCUUAUUUAUUUAUUUUUUACGAAUGAUCCAUGUAAUAGGGGGGUUUCACUUUGCUUCUGGAAGGUAUCUUGGACAUUGGAGAGACAUCGGGGAAACAAACUGCAUAGUACUGAAGAAGACUUAAUUCUUUUAAAAUUAACUUUUUCUUCCGUUCUGUGUGUUUUAGUGGAAAGAAGCAAAGCCAGAGGAACUCAUGGAUUCAAAACUUAGAUGUGUGUUUGAGCUGCCGGCAGAAAACGAUAAACCCGUGAGUUCAAUUGUUGCUUUCUGUACUUGGCACGGCUGCUGCUUAUAAGUAAAAGGUAGUGUCUGAAAUAUCUAGACUCUUAAACCAGCUAUAUAUUUCAAGGCCCAAACAUAAGGCUGUGGUUUAUUCAGAAACUAUAUUAAAUGUUCAAAACAAAUCAUCCCUGCAAAGAGGCACUUUUAUAGUCAACUUAAAAUAUUUUCGUAGAUUAUAAUACAGUUGAUUUAAACAUGAUCGAUCUACUGUGGAUGAAGCUGAUUUUCUUCAGUAUGUUCCCUUGCUUUUUCUUCUCUCACCCAGAAUCAUGUCAUGGGCACAUCAUUACUAAAGCUGCACCUGUGCUUUACAUAGGAUUGUGCAUUGCAAUUCUGCAGUCACAGCCAUGCCUUUAGAUAUAUGGUGGUGGUUUUUCUGGCGCUUAGUCCUCUAACAAUGUAAAAGGUGGAAUUGCAGCAUAUUGCGAUAAGAGUAGACUGUGGAUUCCAGGUUUCUGCUUUUCCCCUUUUAAUCCGUAAAAGUUGCAAUGGCAGGAGACUAGGCAGCAAAUAGUAGCUUUAGCCAUUGCUCUUAGUAUUCCAGAUUGUGAUGCAAUUUCAGCGUCAGAUAAGAAAUAGAACGUUCCACAAGUUGCCAAGGAAGGGUGUGUUUAGGUAACUUCUGUUUUUGCUGCGUUUGCAGCACUGAAGUGACAUCAAGCCUGGGCAGUGUGUAUGAAGGUCCUGGGCUGCCCAGAGAACAAGUCGCUGAUGUGGUCCAAAGGAAAGCAGAGCAAUACAUUUAGCACCAGCUUGGCUGCAGGAGUUGCCGGAAAGAGGCAUACAAGAUGCCAUCCGACUACCUUAGGGGCUGCACUCUGGAUUUGUGUGGGGUUUAUUCCUUAGUUUUUUCUUCUCCCGAAGAUGUCGCACAAUGCAGUGGAGGUCUAGGAUCAUAGUUUUCCUUCUAGAUAGGCUACCUCACCAGCUUGACACAGGGUGCGUGCAGGACACUUCCAACAAUCUGAGAGGUGUUCCUGGACACGUCUGGCUUUGCUUUUUGAACACUUAAAUACCCUUGUGCCUGGCUGGUCGCUCAGAUCUUUUGGCCCUGUUUGUAAUCGCAGUUGUCACCCAUUGCAAAAUGGGUGCAAUGAGGAACCCAUAUUUAGAACUUGGGUCUUUGUGUACUGUGUGAAAAAUAGUGAAGGCUGGGAACUAUUGAGAGAAUAAUUAAGGAGUCUGGGCAGUUGUAAUGGGCAGUGAUUACAAAUAUCCCUAGAAACUUAAUACUCCUUUUACUAAAGCACUAACAUUAAGACUUCAAGUAGAAUAGGUAUCUGUAGGAGGCUGUUGGCAUCUCUGUCUCACACACAAGCACAACUCUCCAUCUAGCAACCCAGAGAUGAGGGAACAGUAGUUGGGGCAAUGGGAUUUAAAAAAUAGUCAUAGAUACAGUAUGCAAAGCGUUCCGGCUCCCAGGGACUGAUGGGAGUUGUAGUCCAAAACAUCUGGAAUGUACUAGGUUGGGGAAGGCUGACUGAGAUUGUUGGCUGUCCUAAGUGCUUUGUAAAGAGAGAAAUGAUAGGAUUUGAAGUGCCCUAAAUGAAAACAAACUUUCUGUUGUUGUUGUUUUUGUCUCAACAGCAUGAUGUAGAAAUAAAUAAAAUUAUAUCCACAGCUGCAACAAAGACAGAAUCUUCUGUAAUGUCUAAAUCAUUAAGUUCUUCUUUGGAUGACAGCGAAGUUAAGAAAGUAAUGGAAGAAUGUAAGAGGCUUCAGUUAGAAGUUCAGAGGUUACGAGAGGAGAAUAAACAAUUUAAGGUAAGGUCAGCCUAUUGACACUUAGGACAAAGUUAAAGUAUUGGCGUGUAUUGCAAACUGCCUGGCAUAGUUGUUUUUUUGUUGGGUAUUUAAUAACAGCUGGGGAUUUGUUUCAUGCUGGUUCACACAUCACUCCUAAAUAACAGAGGUGCAUUCAGCUAAAUUGUUGUGCUGUGGAGGCCAGUACAAGGAUUCCUGCUUGUGCAACAAGAAUUCUGCCCUCUCCUUCCCUGCCAGAGCUGGGGGAACUCCAAGAAGAGAUGCGGGGGGUGCAGGGGAGGGGGAGGAGAGGGGCAGAAUCUUGCCUCUCGCAAGGAAAAUCCUUGCACUGGUGCAGCCUACUUAGAAUACAACCCAUACAGUAGUUUGUUUUAAGUCAUUAAUUAUGUUGGGUGCUGCGUUAUGGUUUGUACCAUCGGAUACUAUAGCUUGUUUGUUCCCAACAAACCACAAGCGGUAGGCCAGAAAUAAGCCGAGGUUCGUUGUUCUUGGCUUACUUCUGGUUUACUGAUCAUGGUUUGUUUGAAAUAAACCACAAUCCGGGUUCACACAAUAAGCAAUACCACACUUGUUCUGGGGUAUGGCUUAUUGGGAGAAGGUGAGCAGCAGGAACGUUCACAAUUAAGCCAUGGCUUAAAACAAACAAUAGCUUUUUGUUGUUUUAACCUGGCCUUACCCUGAUCUAUUAAGGGAUGCGGGUAGCGCUGUGGGUUAAACCACAGAGCCUAGGACUUGCCGAUCAGAGGGUCGGCGGUUCGAAUCCCCGCGACGGGGUGAGCUCCCGUUGUUCGGUCCCAGCUCCUGCCAACCUAGCAGUUCAAAAGCACAUCAAAGUGCAAGUAGAUAAAUAGGUACCGCUCCAGCGGGAAGGUAAGCGGCGUUUCCGUGCACUGCUCUGGUUUGCCAGAAGCGGCUUAGUCAUGCUGGCCACAUGACCCGGAAGCUGUACGCCGGCUCCCUUGGCCAGUAAAGUGGGAUGAGCACCGCAACCCCAGAGUCGGUCACAACUGGACCUAAUGGUCAGGGGUCCCUUUAACUUUACCCUGAUCUGUUGUUGUGUAUUGGACAGUUGUUAGCCACUCUAGGUGCCUUUUGGCCAGAGAACAGGGCAGAAAUUAUUUGAGUGAAUCUGUGAAUUUGGUUAAUGGAUAUAAUCUACCGCAGUAGUGAAUGAUGGCAAAAUGAGUAACUAGCAAGCUUAACUAGAAUAUGUGGGGGGUUUUUAAACCAUGGUUAAUCUGUUAGUAACAGAUUGUAGGAUUGUGUGCUGUCUUUUCCCAUCACUUCCAUUCUGGUCCAAAUUUCUCCUGGCUGCCCAUGGUUUCUUAUAGAAUUGGCACUUGCAUUAACAGAGGUUAGAGCUGACUGCAGUUCCUGGUCAAUCCAGCUUGGGGGAAGGACUGUUUUUGGAUCCCAGGUUUAGCAGGAACCCUGGUUACAUUUUAGGUCUGUUUUGGGCCUGGCAGAAGAGCGUUUUCUGCUUGGAAAAAGGAGCACAUUAUCUCACCCCAGAUUGUUUACAUCUCAGCACAGAAUUGAGGCUGAGCGUCUAAUGCGCACGUCUGCUCAGUGCAUUUAUUUAUUUUUUAAAUCUCCAUAAAUUAUCCUUGCUGCAGGAAGAAGAUGGACUGCGGAUGAGGAAGGCGCCCCAGACAAACCACCCGGGCUUUGCUUCAGCACCUGUUGUGAAGGAAGAGGGGCUCAGCACUAGACUACUUGCCCUGGUGGUACUGUUCUUCAUCAUUGGCGUCAUUAUAGGGAAAAUCGCCUUGUAGAGGCAGCAUGCUGAGGAUUGUAAAUUGGAUUGAUGGAUCUGCCAUAUCAUUGGUAUUAAAUUUAUUCAUAACAAAUGUUUAAAGAAAAAUGUAUGACAUCUCACAGGUCUUGCCUUUUAAAUUUUUACCCCUGCACAAAUAUAACAUUAACAUAACAUAAUCUUCUAGAAAGCAUAAAACAUAAAAGGAGUUGAGCAGGAGAAGAGAGGCGAGUUACAUCUUGAUUGCCAGCAGUGAGGACGAAAUCAUGUAUUUUAACACUAUAAAGGUGCAUUUUGUGUGCGUGUGUGUGGGUUUUUCUGUUUGUUUUUUUAAAGUUAAACUUCAAAGAGUUCUUGGACCUUCAUCCCAAUUACUGGACUUCUCUUCUUUGGAGGGGGGAGGAAAGAAAAAGUUCCUCCGUUGAAAAAGAGUAGAUCCUUCUGGUUAUUUAGAGGUUGGCUUUCAGGCGGGUGAGGCUGAUGGCGUUAUUGUAAAAUAGGCUAACCCACCAUUCCUCCUCCUCUUAAAUUUUAACAGUUCUGUCAAGUGGGUGUGACUUGGGUCUCAGCAGUGUAACUCCCCAAGCAGCUGUUUAUUCACCCUGAACUCUCUUUAAGUGUGACCCUGCCUCUCUAGGUCCUGUGUCAUUUGCAGGAGCUGUGAACCACUAACUGGGCAGCCUGGAAGAUGAGAAGGAGAGGGGAGAGAAGACUUGGAGCAGGUUCAUGAUCCAGAAGGGUGCCAGCAGCACCGGAUUUCUGAAAUUGGCCCUGUCCAGUCUUAUGUAUAGAAAAGGGGCGACCAAAAGAUUGUGGAGGCUGCAGCAGGAGGAGUGGAAGGCGAGAGGGUCACCCACAUGCUUUUUUGCUCAUGUCAGUCUAGCAGUGAGGAAACCUAAUUGCCAGUGGUGGUUUGGAAACACAAGGAGCCCGCUUUCCAGCUGUGGUCAACUCAACGUGUUGCACCAGAUGUGCUCCGAUUUGAACUGCGGGUGUGAUUUUCUUAGCCAGGCUUUGUAGGAAAGAGGAGCGUUGCAAUGAGCCAUCGCGUUUUGUAUCUGAACCCUCCCGUCUUGCUAAAAUAGUUUCUUCCUGUCCAUCUGUGUUUCCAGUCAAGAUGGCAUCAUGUUUAAUGGGGACCAUGCACCUCUUGCCUCAUCCAUCGUGUCCUUUUUGCACCCUCCGCUUGUCGCAUCCAUCAGCAAACCUUUCCUCCUCUGCUUGCACCCUCGGCAGACUCUCAAAAGCUUAGCCACAUAAUGCAUUGCACAUUGGGGGGGGGGGUGGCUUUCCGCUUACAUGACCUUAUUUCAGCCUUUUGCCAUUUACCUUCUCGUGAAGCUUUUGGAGAUCAGGUUUCUGUCCUGAACUAUAGAAGAAAGGCUGUCAGGGAUUUGGUCUUCUGGACCUGAGAAGGAAUGGGACUUGCUGUUCUGUGCCCAUCAGUGGCACAGCUUAGUUCAGUCUCUGGGGCAUUCUCCGUUUCUCAACAGCUCAGUUCGAGAGAGAAAUAACACGCUGCUCCUUUGCCCAUCAGCUGUUUAGUGCUGACUUUCUUGAAUGGUGUUGCACCCAAGGAAGAAGUCUCUUGGGCUAUAACUGGCUGAAAAGGGGACAUGUGCAUGGAAGAACUUGGGGACAAAGGUCAUGAAUCUUAAGCAACCUGGUUGUCUCAUUUGUGGGAUGAUAGGUCUAGACCAGCCUUCCUUUCGACCACUCUCCAGCUGUUGCUAGAUUCCAGCUCUCCUCAUCCCUGACCAAUGGCCGUGCUGGUUGAGGCUGAUGGGGAGUUGGGAGAACCGCAACACCCGCAGGGCACCAGGUUGGGUACGUUUGGUUUAGCACCACUGGUAUUAACAUACCAGUCAAUGGAAAGCUGAAAGGAGCUGAAUGCAGCCCUAUUGAACAAUGUGGAAAAUGCCACGGGACAGUCACCUGUGUGGCAGGUUGCAUGGGGCGAGGAGGGUCAAUGCCUCGUUCUAAAAGGGGACCAAGCUACUGUUUGCUGUUGGUUCACGUAGCUGAGUUAAAGUCCUUUAUAUCCAAAUGUUUAAUGCAUAUUUAACUUAUUUAAUACACAGUCAGCUCUCAACUUACGUUCCAGGGAUAGCUCAUGAAGCCAAAAUCUCAUAUACUCAAAACACAUAGUCCCUUGCACCUCCAAAUGCUCUCCCAAGCUCACUGCAGUGGCAGGUGGGAUUGCUGGUGCCCCCCUCUCUUUAAUUUUUUUGUUUUUAAGUUUAAAUGCACGUUAAGUUGGAAGUUGACUGUAUUUCAUCUCAUGUUUCCUUUACCGUCGCAGAAGUUUGACUACUGUUAUAAAUGGUUAAAAAAGAGAGAAAAGGCACCUGUUCAAAGUUGGUGAAUAGAACUAAAUUUUCCUUUUGUUGCUGUAGUAACGAUGGACUCUUCCUCCUCCUGAUGCUUUGGGCACGACAUAAUUCUCACUUUCGACCAUCUAAACAUUGGGGGAAACAGCGGUCAGGAAAACUGUUUUUGUAUAUAAAAAUAAGUCUAUGUAGGGGAAAAAAAUUAGUAGGAAUUAGUUCUAUGCUGUUAAAAACAAAAAGACCAAUCCUGUUUGACUAUGUAGCAUCUUUAAAAAAAAAAAUCAAAUAAAUCUACCCCCAAACGAAUGGA